GCUGAAAGUUCCCCCGGACUGACUGGCACACUGACUGGCUCAAUGAUGGAAUUACAAACGUUACAGGAGGCCCUGAAAGUGGAAAUACAAGUCCAUCAGGUAGGAGGAAAACAUCCCUAGGUGUUCCGUUGUUUUGUUCUGUUCAUCCGCUCAGUGUUCAGGCUCUUUGUUACGCCUGCAAAUGAUGACAAAGUACUCUAAUCAACUGGGCUAACUGUCAAAAGUUCAGUCACAGCUAUUAUGACGAGUGCUAUCAAAUAAAGUAAACAUGUAUUUUUAGCAGGUGUUAUGGUGGGUGCAGCGAAAUUCUUAUGUUCCUAGUUCCUAUCAAUCAAUGCAGUAAAUGUCCAACAAGCACACAAUAAUGAAAAAUAAAAAAUGAUACAAAUGUUGUACAGCAGUAGAUAUAUAAAUAGUAUGUAAACAUUAUUAAAGUGACCAGUGUUCAAUGACUAUGUACAUAGACAUUUACAUUUACAUUUUAGUCAUUUAGCAGACGCUCCUAUCCAGAGCGACUUACAGUUAGUGAAUAUUUUUUUUAUUUUUUUUAUACUGGCCCCCCGUGGGAAUCGAACCCACAACCCUGGCGUUGCAAACACCAUGCUCUAUCAACUGAGCUACAUCCCUAAGGUGCAGGGUAGGUGCAGGGUAGGGUGCAGGGUAGGGUGCAGGGUAGGUGCAGGGUAGAGUAGCCGGCUAGUUUUGUCUGUUUAACAGUCUGAUGGCCUAGGGAUAGAAGCUGUUUAUGUACUGUCUUCGCCUUCUAGAUGGUAGUGGGGUGAACAGUCCUUGAUGAUCUUCUUGACCUUCCUGUGACACCGGGUGCUGUAGAUGUCCUGGAGGGCAGGCAGUGUGCCCCCGAUGGUGCGUUGGGCAGCCCUGCGGUUGCAGACAGAGCAAUUGCUGUACUAGGUGGUGAUACAGCCCAACAGUUCUGUAGAACUGGGCCAAGCCACAUUUCUUCAGCCUCCUGAACUUGGAGGCGCUGUUGCUCCUUCUUCACCACACUUUGUGUGAAUGGACCAUUUCAAGUCUUCAGUGAUGUGCACGCAGAUGAACUUGAAGCUUUUGACCCUCUCCACUGCGGCCCCGUCGAUGUGGAUGGGGGCGUGCUCUCUCUGCUGUCUCCUGUAGUCCACGAUCAGAUCCUUUGUUUUGUUGACGAUGAGGGUGAGGUUAUUUUCCUGGCACCACUCCGCCAAGGCACUCACCUCAUCCCUGUAGGCUGUCUCGUCGUUGUUUGUGAUCAGGCCUUCCACUGUUGCGUCGUCAGCAAACUUGAUGACUUGAGUUGGAGACGUGCGUGGCCACGCAGUCAUGGGUGAACAGGGAGUACUGAGCGCUCACCCUUGUGGGCCCCCGUGUUGAGGAUCAGCGUGGCGAAGGUAUUGUUGUCUACCUUCACCAACUGGGGUCUGCCCGUCGGGAAGUCCAGGACCCAGUUGGACAGGGAGGUGUUCAGACCCAGGGCCCUGAGCUUAGUAAUGAGCUUGGAGGGCACUAUGGUGUUGAAGGCUGAGCUGUAGUCAAUGAACAGCAUUCUUACAUAGGUAUUCCUCUUGUCCAAGUGGGAAUAGGGCAGUGUGCAGUGCAAUGGCGAUUGCGUCGUCCGUGAAUCUGUGGGGGCGGUAUGCAAAUUGUAGUGGGUCUAGGGUGUAGGGUAAGGUGGAGAUUAUAUGAUUCUUAACUAUCCUCUCAAAGCACUUCAUGAUGACAGGAGUGAGUGCUACGAGGCGAUAGUCAUUUAGUUUGGUUAUCUUUGCUUUCUUGUGUACAGGAACGAUUGUGGACGUCUUGAAGCAAGUGGGGACAACAGAAUGGAAUAGUGAGAAAUUGCCAACUGGUCUGGGCAAGCUCUGAGGACACUGCUUGGGAUGUAGUCUGGGCCGGUAGCCUUGCGAGGGUUAACUUGCUUAAAUGUCUUACUUGCAUCGGCCAGACUACCACGGAGCGGCGGGGGUCCACAUCGGCGGCUCGGUGUUGUUUUCCUCGAAGCUGCGAAGCAGGUGUUUAGCUUGUCUGGAAGCGAGGCGUGGUGUCCACGACGUGGAUGGCUUUCCCGUUAUAAUCCAUGAUUGUCUGGAGUCGCUGCCACAUGCGUCUCGUCUGAGCUGUUGAAUUACGACUCCACUUUGUCUCUGUACUGACGUUCUGCCUCUUUGAUUGCCUUACGGAGGUCAUAGUUGGUCUGUUUGUAAAAGUCAAUGUUCCCAGUCACUUUGCGGUGGUUUGCAUUUUCAGUUUUGCGUGAAUGCUAUUAUCUAUCCACGGUUUCUGAAAUGGUUACCUUUUCAUCAUCACAGUAGGAUCAACUUCCGCUAUGCACUUCCUGAUGAACCCAGUCACCGAGUCAGUGUACAGUGAGGGAAAAAAGUAUUUGAUCCCCUGCUGAUUUUGUACGUUUGCCCACUGGCAAAGAAAUGAUCAGUCUAUAAUUUUAAUGGAAGGUUUAUUUGAACAGUGAGAGACAGAAUAACAACAACAAAAUCCAGAAAAACACAUGUCAAAAAUGUUAUAAAUUGAUUUGCAUUUUAUUGAGGGAAAUAAGUAUUUGACCCCCUCAUAAUCAGAAAGAUUUCUGGUUCCCAGGUGUCUUUAUACAGGUAACGAGCAGAGAUUAGGAGCACACUCAUAAAGGGAGUGCUCCUAAUCUCAGUUUGUUACCUGUAUAAAAGACACCUGUCCACAGAAGCAAUCAAUCAAUCAGAUUCCACCAUGGCCAAGACCAAAGAGCUCUCCAAAGAUGUCAGGGACAAGAUUGUAGACCUACACAAGGUUGGAAUGGGCUACAAGACCAUCGCCAAGCAGCUUGGUGAGAAGGUGACAACAGUUGGUGCGAUUAUUCGCAAAUGAAAGAAACACAAAAUAACUGUCAAUCUCCCUCGGCCUGGGGCUCCAUGCAAGAUCUCACCUCGUGGAGUUGCAAUAAUCAUGAACACGGUGAGGAAUCAGCCCAGAACUGCACGGGAGGAUCUUGUCAAUGAUCUCAAGGCAGCUGGGACCAUAGUCACCAAGAAAACAAUUGGUAACACACUACGCCGUGAAGGACUGAAAUCCUGCAGCGCCCGCAAGGUCCCCCUGCUCAAGAAAGCACAUAUACAGGCCCGUCUGAAGUUUGCCAAUGAACAUCUGAAUGAUUCAGAGGAUAACUGGGUGAAAGUGUUGUGGUCAGAUGAGACCAAAAUGGAGCUCUUUGGCAUCAACUCAACUCGCCGUGUUUGGAGGAGGAGGAAUGCUGCCUAUGACCCCAAGAACACCAUCCCCACCGUCAAACAUAGUGGUGGAAACAUUAUCCUUUUGGGGUGUUUUUCUGCUAAGGGGACAGGGCAACUUCACCGCAUCAAAGGGACGAUGGACGGGGCCUGAAGGUUCGAGUUGCCAAAUGUCAGCCUCGAAACCUUAAUGACUUGGAGAAGAUCUGCAAAGAGGAGUGGGACAAAAUCCCUCCUGAGAUGUGUGCAAAACCUGGUGGCCAACUACAAGAAACGUCUGACCUCUGUGAUUGCCAACAAGGGUUUUGCCACCAAGUACUAAGUCAUGUUUUGCAGAGGGGUCAAAUACUUAUUUCCCUCAUUAAAAUGCAAAUCAAUUUAUAACAUGUUUGACAUGUUUUUCUGGAUUCAUUUGUUGUUAUUCUGUCUCUCACUGUUCAAAUAAACCUACCAUUAAAAUUAUAGACUGAUAUCUUUGUCAGUGGGCAAACAUACAAAAUCAGCAGGGGAUCAAAUACUUUUUUCCCUCACUGUAUAAGUUUGAGAAGAUCCACUGAAGACCAUUGCAUUAUGGGGUGAAUCCAAAUUUCCACUUAAGUAGAAUUUUUACUUUCGUUUCCGAAUGACGUCAAUGAACGACUAGGUACAAAUUCAAAUUAGGGGCGAAUCCUAACUUCCACUUACAGUGCAUUCGGGAAAGUAUAAAAUGUAUUAAAUAAAAGUAAAUCCUCAUCAAUCUACACAUAAUGACAAAGCGAAAACAGGUUUUUAGAUUUUUUUUGCAGGUAGGGGAGGGUUUGGCCGGCAGAGAUGGCGUUUGCAAUGCCAGGGUUGUGGGUUCGAUUCCCAUGGGGGGCCGGUAUGAAAAAAAUAAAAAUAAAAAUAAUUAAUGUAUGCACUCACUAACUGUAAGUCGCUCUGGAUAAGAGCGUCUGCUAAAUGACUAAAAUGUCAAAUGUAAAUGUUAUGCUGAGACUGAAUGACGGCCACUGUCACAAUUAGGUAUGGAGACCCAUGGGGUGAUGCACAAUUGGCCCAGCGUCGUCCAGGGUAGGGGAGGGAAUGGCCGGCAGGGGAUGUAGCUCAGUUGGUAGAGCAUGGCGUUUGCAACGCCAGGGUUGUGGGUUCGAUAAAAUAAUGUAUGUGCUAACUGUAAGUCGCUCUGGAUAAGAGCGUCUGCUAAAUGACUAAAAUGUAAAUGUAAAUGUAUGGGACAGGUGCACUGGAUUCAAUACAGUUGAAUGUUUUGCCUGUAGGUGUCACUGUCUACAGGCUGUAGUAGAGUCUUGUGUAAUGUCCCUGAAUACAUUUGUUAUCCUACCCACAUUUAUCCUUAUCUUUUUCUUCUACAGAACCUGGUCACCCAGAUGAAACAGGACCCACAGGUAAAGACAAUUUAGGUUAAUAAUUGUUUGGUUUUGUUUGUUUUCAGUAGACUGAUGGUGCCGAUAGAUGGCGCCGAUAGACAUUGCAGCUCUGUUUCUAGCUCCUAAGCAACUUUGCACUAUUGAACAAAAAAAAACAUGUUAUUUCUUACAUUAUUAGCCCAGAACGUUUUUUUGCGUUAUUACAUACAGCCGGAAAUAACUUUUGGAUAUCAGAGCGGCGGUAACUCGCCAGCAUUCCGACCAGAAAUACGACUUUCCCGAAUUGGAUCCUUUGUUCGUACCCCCUAGGGCAAUUGAACUUAUCACCAAGGCUGCUCCAAGACGCCGCCGGCAGAGAAGAGGUAUUCGGAAUGGACUUCUAUUCCGACUCAUAAUGCGAGCCCACCAUCCACCGCUUCCGAUUAUAUUACUUUCUAAUGUUCAUUUCCUGGACAAUAAAGUAGACAAGCUCAGGGCGAGGAUCUCCUUCCAGAGAGACAUCAGGUACUGUAACAUACUCGGUUUCACGGAAUCAUGGCUCUCUCCGGAUAUACUGUCCCCAUCCAUACAGCAGCUGGGUUCUCAGUACAUAGUGCAGAUAAGAUUAAAGAACUCUCUGGGAAUAAGAAAGGCGGAGGUGUAUGUUUCAUGAUUAACCUUUUCACACGUACCAACAAACGGGUGUGAUCAUUCUACAGUGGUCCCUGCAGCGUACGCUUAAACCGGUGUGAUUAGAACGCUUAUUUAGAACGUCCAGUUUUGAUUGACGCAACAGUCAGCAUUUGAGCCAGCCACACUGUUUUUUCACAAACAUUUUGCACAAACACAGUCCUUACAAAGUUAUGUCCUGAAUGUGACCAGUUUAUUUUUGGAUGCAAUGUUCAGACAUUCACAGAAGUAGCGACAGCAUACGCAAUCAUCCAAACCGGAAAAUGUAGGCUACAUUAGUCCUAGCGCUAACUGAGGAAAGAUUGACGUAACACAAGCAGUCAUAUUUAGAGAACUCUCGGCUGAUAAAAACCACAAUAUGAAUUAGCUAAUAGCAAUUACUAUUUAUAAGUCAUCACAUCACGGGUGAGCUCAACAUUGAUCGAAAUAAUUGAGUAAAACACUUUCUAGAAAUCGAAAGUAAUCCGGUGAUGGGUAGUUUGUGCGCGCCACCAUAUUUGUUUUUCCACGUCAACCAAAGAUAAUAAGAGGAGACGAUGAGUUUGGUCUGUUUGCAGUAUGCAUGUUGAAGGGGGUGUGUCGUCUACGAUCAUUCACUUUCCUUCAUUCUCUUCCGGAAGUUUACUUGAAAGAUGAGUGAACCAUUCCUUCACCUCAUUUAUAACAUCUUUGGUCUGACAGUACUUGAAAACGUGAAUAAAACUGUAAAUACAUUAUGCUCCAUACAUACAUACAUACUUUAUGCUACAGUAGAAACGACUAUACGAUAUACAGAAAAUAAGGCACUUUGAUAGGAUUGCACACAUGUCCAAAGUUAUUAUUUGUAAGGAAAACAACAAUGCAAGCGCCAGCCAGAAAAUGUGCGUGCAAGACUGCGCAAAUGUCUGCAUACUUUUUUUUUUUUUAGUGGUAGAUCAGCUUUAAUAUUGCAGAUAGAUUGUAACGUCCAUCAAUGUAAUUGUCUGCAUCACAUCCAAUCCCCCAUAUGUUUUUUUUCUUGCAAAUAUAUACACUACCAUUCAAAAGUUUGGGGUCACUUGAAAUGUCCUUGUUUUCGAAAGAAAAGCAAUUUUUUUGUCCAUUAAAAUAACAUCAAAAAUACAAUGUAGACAUUGUUAAUGUAAAUGGCAAUUGUAGCUGCAAAUGGCUGAUGUUUAAUGGAAUAUCUACGUAGGCGUACAGAAGCCCAUGAUCAGCAACCAUCAGUCCUGUGUUCCAAUGUCACGUUGUGUUUGCUAAUCCAAUUUUAUCAUUUAAAAAGGCUAAUUGAGCAUUAGAAAACCCUUUUGCAAUUAUGUUAGCAGAGCUGAAAACUGUUGUGCUGAUUAAAGAAGCAAUAAAACGGGCCUUCUUGAGACUUGUUGAGUAUCUGGAGCAUCAGCAAUUGUGGGUUCGAUUACAGGAUCAAAAUGGCCAGAAACCAAUAACUUUCUUCUGAAACUCGUCAGUCUAGUCUUGAUCUGAGAAAUGAAGGCUAUUCCAUGUGAGAAAUUGCCAAAAAACUGAAGAUCUCGUACAACGCUGUGGACUACUCCCUUCACAGAACAGCGCAAACUGGCUCUAACCAGAAUAGAAAGAGGAGUGGGAGGCCCCGGUGCACAACUGAGCAAGAGGACAAAUACAUUAGUGUCUAGUUUGAGAAACAGGCGCCUCACAGUUCCUCAACUGGCAGCUUCAUUAAAUAGUACCUGCAAAACACCAGUCUCAACGUCAAAGGUGAAGAGGCGACUCCGGGAUGCUGACCUAGGCAGAGUUGCAAAGAAAAAGCCAUAUCUCAGACUGGCCAAUAAAAAUAAAAUAUUAAUAUGGGCAAAAGAACACAGACACUGGACAGAGGAAGUGUUAUGGACAGACAAAUCAAAGUUUGAGGUGUUCGGAUCACAAAGACGAACAUUUGUGAGACGCAGACCAAAUGAAAAGCUGCUGGAGGAGUGCUUGAUGCCAUCUGUCAAGCAUGUUGGAGGCAAUGUGAUGGUCUGGGGGUGCUUUGGUGGUGGUAUAGUGGGAGAUUUGUACAGGGUAAAAGGGAUCUUGAAGGAAGGCUAUCACUCCAUUUUGCACGCCAUGCCAUACCCUGUGGACGGCGCUCGAUUGGAGCCAAUUUCCUCCUACAAUUGGACAAUGACCCAAAGCACAGCUUCAAACUACGCAAUAACUAUUUAGGGAAGAAGCAGUGAGCUGGUAUUCUCUCUAUAAUGGAGUGGCCAGCACAGUCACCGGAUCUCAACCUUACUGAGCUGUUGUGGGAGCAUCUUGACUGUAUGGUACGUAAGAAGUGUCCAUCAAGCCAAUCCAACUUGUGGGAGGUGCUUCAGGAAGCAUGAGUUGAAAUCUCUUCAGAAUACCUAAACAAAUUGACAACUAGAAUGCCAAAGGUCUGCAAGGCUAUAAUUGCUGCAAAUGGAGGAUUCUUUGACGAAAUCAAAGUUUGAAGGACACAAUUAUUAUUUCAAUUAAAAAUCAUUAUUUCUAACCUUGUCAAUGACUACAUUUCCUAUUAAUUAUGCUAUAUUUCCUAUUCAAACUCAUUUCAUAUAUGUUUUCAUGGAAAACAAGGACAUUUGUAAGUGACCCCAAACUUUUGUGUGUGUAUAUAUACAGUUGAAGUCGGAAGUUUACAUACACUUAGUCAUUAAAACUUGUUUUUCAACCACUCCACAAAUUUCUUGUUAACGAACUAUCGUUUUGGCAAGUCGGUGAGAACAUCUACUUUGUGCAUGACACAAGUAAUUUUUCCAACAAUUGUUUACAGACAGAUUAUUUCACUUUAUAAUUCACUGUAUCACAAUUCCAGUGGGUCACAAGUUUACAUACACUAAGUUGACUGUGCCUUUAAACAGCUUGGAAAAUUCCAGAAAAUGAUGUCAUGGCUUUAGAAGCUUCUGAUAGGCUAAUUGACAUUAUUUGAUUCAAUUGGAGGUAUAUACAGUGGGGAGAACAAGUAUUUGAUACACUGCCGAUUUUGCAGGUUUUCAUACUUACAAAGCAUGUAGAGGUCUGUAAUUUUUAUCAUAGGUACAUUUACAUUUACAUUUACAUUUUAGUCAUUUAGCAGACGCUCUUAUCCAGAGCGACUUACAGGGGCAAUUAGGGUUAAGUGCCUUGCUCAAGGGCACAUUUACGUCAUUUAGCAGACGCUCUUAUCCAGAGCGACUCACCAAUUGGUGCGUUCACCCUAUAGCCAGUGGGAUAACCACUUUACAAUUUUUUGGGGGGGGUAGAAGGAUUACUUUAUCCUAUCCCAGGUAUUCCUUAAAGAGGUGGGGUUUCAAAUGUCUCCGGAAGGUGGUGAGUGACUCCGCUGUCCUGGCGUCGUGAGGGAGCUUGUUCCCUAAGGUACACUUCAACUGUGAGAGACGGAAUCUAAAACAAAAAUCCAGAAAAUCACAUUGUAUGAUUUUAAUUUGCAUUUUAUUGCAUGACAUAAGUAUUUGAUACAUCAGAAAAGCAGAACUUAAUAUUUGGUACAGAAACCUUUGUUUGCAAUUACAGAGAUCAUACGUUUCCUGUAGGUCUUGACCAGGUUUGCACACACUGCAGCAGGGAUUUUGGCCCACUCCUCCAUACAGACCUUCUCCAGAUCCUUCAGGUUUCGGGGCUGUCGCUGGGCAAUACGGACUUUCAGCUCCCUCCAAAGAUUUUCUAUUGGGUUCAGGUCUGGAGACUGGCUAGACCACUCCAGGACAUUAAUGUGCUUCUUACGGAGCCACUCCUUAGUUGCCCUGGCUGUGUGUUUCGGGUCGUUGUCAUGCUGGAAGACCCAGCCACGACCCAUCUUCAAUGCUCUUACUGAGGGAAGGAGGUUGUUGGCCAAUACAUGGCCCCAUCCAUCCUCCCCUCAAUACGGUGCAGUCGUCCUGUCCCCUUUGCAGAAAAGCAUCCCCAAAGAAUGAUGUUUCCACCUCCAUGCUUCACGGUUGGGAUGGUGUUCUUGGGGUUGUACUCAUCCUUCUUCUUCCUCCAAACACGGCGAGUGGAGUUUAGACCGAAAAGCUCUAUUUUUGUCUCAUCAGACCACAUUACCUUCUCCCAUUCCUCCUCUGGAUCAUCCAGAUGGUCAUUGGCAAACUUCAGAUGGGCCUGGACAUGCGCUGGCUUGAGCAGGGGGACCUUGCGUGCGCUGCAGGAUUUUAAUCCAUGACGGCGUAGUGUGUUACUAAUGUUUUUCUUUGAGACUGUGGUCCCAGCUCUCUUCAGGUCAUUGACCAAGUCCUGCCAUGUAGUUCUGGGCUGAACCCUCACCUUCCUCAUGAUCAUUGAUGCCCCACGAGGUGAGAUCUUGCAUGGAGCCCCAGACCGAGAGUGAUUGACCGUCAUCUUGAACUUCUUCCAUUUUCUAAUAAUUGCGCCAACAGUUGUUGCCUUCUCACCAAGCUGCUUGCCUAUUGUCCUGUAGCCCAUCCCAGCCUUGUGCAGGUCUACAAUUUUAUCCCUGAUGUCCUUACACAGCUCUCUGGUCUUGGCCAUUGUGGAGAGGUUGGAGUCUGUUUGAUUGAGUGUGUGGACAGGUGUCUUUUAUACAGGUAACGAGUUCAAACAGGUGCAGUUAAUACAGGUAAUGAGUGGAGAACAGGAGGGCUUCUUAAAGAAAAACUAACAGGUCUGUGAGAGCCGGAAUUCUUACUGGUUGGUAGGUGAUCAAAUACUUAUGUCAUGCAAUAAAAUGCAAAUUAAUUACUUAAAAAUCAUACAAUGUGAUUUUCUGGAUUUUUGUUUUAGAUUCCUCUCACAGUUGAAGUGUACCUUUGAUUAAAAAUUACAGACCUCUACAUGCUUUGUAAGUAGGAAAACCUGCAAAAUCGGCAGUGUAUCAAAUACUUGUUCUCCCCACUGUAUGUAUGUAUGUGUGUGUGUGUGUGUGUGUGUGUGUGUGUGUACAGUAUCUCACAAAAGUGAGUACACCUCUCACAUUUUUGUAAAUAUUUGAGUAUAUCUUUUCAUGUGACAACACUGAAGAAAUGACACUUUGCUACAAUUUAAAGUAGUGAGUGUACAGCUUGUAUAAAAAAAGUAAAUUUGCUGUCCCCUCAAAAUAACACAACACACAGCCAUUAAUGUCUAAACCGCUGGCAACAAAAGUGAGUACACCCCUAAGUGAAAAUAUCCAAAUUGGCCGAAAGUGUCAAUUUUGUGUGGCCACCAUAAUUUUCCAGCACUGCCUUAACCAUCUUGGGCAUGUAGUUCACCAGAGCUUCACAGGUUGCCACUGGAGUCCUCUUCCACUCCUCCUUGACGACAUCACAGAGCUGGUGGAUGUUAGAGACCUUGCACUCCUCCACCUUCCGUUUGAGGAUGCCCCACAGAUGCUCAAUAAUGUUUAGGUCUGGAGACAUGCUUGGCCAGUCCAUCACCUUUACCCUCAGCUUCUUUAGCAAGGCAGUGGUCGUCUUGGAGGUGUGUUUGGGGUCGUUAUCAUGUUGGAAUACUGCCCUGCGGCCCAGUCUCCGAAGGGAGGGGAUCAUGCUCUGCUUCAGUAUGUCACAGUACAUGUUGGCAUUCAUGGUUCCCUCAAUUAACUGUAGCUCCCCAGUGCCGGCAGCACUCGUGCAGACCAUGUCACUCCCACCACCAUGCUUGACUGUAGGCAAGACACAAUUGUCUUUUUACUCCUCACCUGGUUGCCGCCACACACGCUUGACACCAUCUGAACCAAAUAAGUUUAUCUUGGUCUCAUCAGACCACAGGACAUCCAUGUCCUUAGUCUGCUUGUCUUCAGCAAACUGUUUGCGGGCUUUCUUGUGCAUCAUCUUUAGAAGAGGCUUCCUUCUGGGACGACAGCCAUGCAGACCAAUUUGAUGCAGUGUGCGGCGUAUGGUCUGAGCACUGACAGGCUGACCCCCCACCCCUUCAACCUCUGCAGCAAUGCUGGCAGCACUCGUACGUCUAUUUCCCAAAGACAACCUCUGGAUAUGACGCUGAGCACGUGCACUCAACCUCUUUGGUCGACCAUGGCGAGGCCUGUUCUGAGUGGAACCUGUCCUGUUAAACCGCUGUAUGGUCUUGGCCACCGUGCUGCAGCUCAGUUUCAGGGUCUUGGCAAUCUUCUUAUAGCCCAGGCCAUCUUUAUGUAGAACAACAAUUCUUUUUUUCAGAUCCUCAGAGUUCUUUGCCAUGAGGUGCUAUGUUGAACUUCCAGUGACCAGUAUAAGGGAGAGUAUAUACACUCACAUAUAUACACACAUAUAUAUGUGUAUAUAUAUAUAUAUAUAUAUGUGUGUGUGUGUGUGUGUGUGUGUGUGUGUGUGUGUGUGUGUGUGUGUGUGUGUGUGUGUGUGUAUGUAUAUAUAUAUAUAUAGUGGGGGGAAAAAAGUAUUUAGUCAGCCACCAAUUGUGCAAGUUCUCCCACUUAAAAAGAUGAGAGGCCUGUAAUUUUCAUCAUAGGUACACGUCAACUAUGACAGACAAAAUGAGAAAAGAAAAUCCAGAAAAUCACAUUGUAGGAUUUUUGAUGAAUGUAUUUGCAAAUUAUGGUGCAAAAUAAGUAUUUGGUCAAUAACAAAAGUUUCUCAAUACUUUGUUAUAUACCCUUUGUUGGCAAUGACACAGGUCAAACGUUUUCUGUAAGUCUUCACAAGGUUUUCACACACUGUUGCUGGUAUUUUGGCCCAUUCCUCCAUGCAGAUCUCCUCUAGAGCAGUGAUGUUUUGGGGCUGUCGCUGGGCAACACGGACUUUCAACUCCCUCCAAAGAUUUUCUAUGGGGUUGAGAUCUGGAGACUGGCUAGGCCACUCCAGGACCUUGAAAUGCUUCUUACAAAGCCACUCCUUCGUUGCCCGGGCGGUGUGUUUGGGAUCAUUGUCAUGCUGAAAGACCCAGCCACGUUUCAUCUUCAAUGCCCUUGCUGAUGGAAGGAGGUUUUCACUCAAAAUCUCACGAUACAUGGCCCCAUUCAUUCUUUCCUUUACACGGCCAUGGUGGAGAGUUUGGAAUCUGAUUGAUUGAUUGCUUCUGUGGACAUGUGUCUUUUAUACAGGUAACAAGCUGAGAUUAGAAGCACUCCCUUUAAGAGUGUGCUCCUAAUCUCAGCUCGUUACCUGUAUAAAAGACACCUGGGAGCCAGAAAUCUUUCUGGUUGAGAGGGGGUCAAAUACUUAUUUACCUCAUUAAAAUGCAAUGACAUGCGUUUUUCUGGAUUUUGUUGUUGUUAUUCUGUCUCUCACUGUUCAAAUAAACCUACCAUUAAAAUUAUAGACUGAUCAUUUCUUUGUCAGUGGGCAAACGUACAAAAUCAGCACGGGAUCAAAUACUUUUUUCCCUCACUGUAACUCCAUGGUUACUACAUGAUUCCAUAUGUUAUUUCAUAGUUUUGAUGUCUUCACUAUUAUUCUACAUUGUAAAAAAUAGUACAAAUAAAUAAAAACCCUUGAAUGAGUAGGUGUUAUAUAGUAGUGUAUAUAUUUACACACACACACACAGUAUUUAUACUCCGGGACUCCGACAAUGCUCGUCCUAAAUUAUAUUUCUUAAUUCCAUUAUUGUACUUUUAGAUUUGUUUGUAUUGUUGUGAAUUGUUACAUAUUACUACACUGUUGGAGCUAGGAAGACAAGCAUUUCGCUACACCCGCAAUAGCAUCUGCUAAACACGUGUAGGCGACCAAUAAAAUUUGAUUCUAAAUGUUUCCACAAAAUUUUAAGAGACUCAAGCUCCAAAUGGCGUUUUGACACCUGGAUAGUUUGAUAAAAUAAUUUUUCUUACUGAUUCAGUUCAUUUGGAGAUGUAUGUGAAUGUGAAACAUCAGGGUGGGAGACAAAGAUAUUCCAAUUUGAAAUAAAGUUGUUUUGGUUAAAUUAACCAAACUGCUUUUUCAAGUGAACCUGGAUGUAAAUUAUUGGAACUUGGUAUGAAAUUGCCCUAAAAAGAGCUGUGCCUUCCUUUGCAGAAUGCUGAUCUGAAGAAGCAGCUCCACGAACUUCAGGCAAAGAUCACAGCGCUUAGCGAGAAGCAGGUAUUUCAGGACACUAUGCUGACACAACACAAGGCUAUCCCAGGUUGCUCUAUAUGAGAGCAAACACACCAAUACUUAUGUGCAUUUGAAACACAGGAUGUUUACAAAUAAAAUGUGUAACUUGUUGGUCAUUUUAGACAGACUCAUUUGUUUCUUUAAACAUUAUAUUCGAAGAUACACACAAAUGAAUCAUGUAUGUUUAAAUGUUAACAGUUUCUUGUGAGGCUUUUUAAAUUUGAAUGAGUAAUUUGUCACUCCCUCUGUGCAGAGCCGUGUACAUGUGCAAGUGAACACGGAAUAGACACACACACAUACUGUUUACACGUCUAAUGUCUUUUGAUGGAUGCUUUGAGGCAGAAUUGAAAGCACAUUAUUAUUAUUUUUUAUGUGCAUUCUCUUCCCAACGUGCUCUCUCUGUCAGCAUUAUUCUGCCCACUGUGAGACUCACCCAGUGUGACUUCGACAACGACUUGUUUUCCUGCUGCUUUCUCUAGCCUGUCAAGGGAGCUGACUAAUCAAUGUGGUUUGUGACACACCGACUGUGAUCAUGUUCUCUGGAACAAAUCAAAGAACCUGGGAUAUAUUCCAAGAUAUUGAGUGGUGGCUCUUUUGGUUAAAGGGAUACUUCGGGAUCUACUUCCCCAGAGUCAGAUUAACUUGUAGAUACCAGUUUUAUGUCUCUGUGUCCAGUAUGAAGGAAGUUAAGAGGUAGUUGCACUAACUGGUGUUAGCGCAAUGGCUGGAAGUCUAUCAGAUACCCAUACACUUCCAGCCAUUGUGCUAACGCUAGUUAGCAUUGGCUUGCAGAAUUACCUCUAACGUCCUUCCUAUUGGACACAGACAUAAAAAUGAUAUCCACGAGUUCUUCUGACUCUGGGGAAGUAGAUAAAGGAUCUAAUUGCCAAAAUCACAAAGUAUCCCUUUAAAGAUGUGUUUAGUGUAGGGCUGUACCUGAAAAAAAAGAAGGUAUAUUGGUCGACCGAAAUCGAAGGUGUAUUUUUCCGUAUAUAGCCACACCCUAUGUGUUUUAAUAAAAUCAACUAUAUGCAUUGUGCUUGUUUGAUGCUUUAAGCACACUGUUUGAUGAAAUAAGACACAAAUGAUUCAAGAAGGAGCCAGAGAUCAAGAUAACCAGAAUAAAAAAAAUCCUAACCUGACCCGGCCAUCCUCCUGCUCCUGCUGGCUUUCUGCCGUUACACUCCUGAAGUUGCCGGUAAUAAGCUACACGAGUAGUCGGCAACCUUUUCUCAUGUGGAAUGCCAAUUUAUCUUACCAUUUCUACCGAUCUGCGUGCCAGUUAUGGUUUUUAUAUGCACAUUUUCAUGGAACAGUUUAAUUUAUAAUGACGUCUUCGUAUCUCAAAAUCAUUGUCAUGUGGUUAAUCAAAAUUCUAUCAAAAUCUAAAUGAAAAUGAUUAAAACCUAAAAAGUCACUUCAAUUGCCAUUGCCAUCUAUGUAAAAAUAUCUUACAUGAAGCCAACAAAUAAAAACAUUGCAGCCUGCAGGCAGAAAAUAUCCUGAUAAAAAUAAAUAUCCUAGAAAUCACAUUGGCUACGCAUGGCCUGUCUGCAACGAACUUGAAAUAUUGUAUCAACUUGUGUCUGGCCAGAAGCUGGAGCUAGCAAACUUGCAACAUUGUGUAAAACAUUCUGGGCCCUCAAUUCCCUGUGCCAGUGAGCUCAGGACAGACACAGCUGUAGGCUAUUUGUGCAAGGGAUGAGGUCAUCAGGUAUUUUAUGAUGUUUCCACUGGAUAAGAGCAUUACAUUUUUCCCUUUCACGCUGAGUGGUUAUCAAAAGGGAGUGAGCUGGAAAUAUUUUUCAAAUACAUUGAGGAACUAUUGUCAUUGUCAAUGCAUGUAAAAACAGACUUUGUUUGCUUGCUGUUUGAGGUGAAGAAAACGUUACUUUGAGAAGCUCCACAGUGGUGGUGCGUUAAGCCAAUCAGAAAUACUAUCAGAUCCCCAAAUGGGCACAUUUACAGUGCCUUCGGAAAGUAUUCAAACCCCUUGACUUUUUCCACAUUUUGUUACGUUACAGCCUUAUUCUAAAAUGGAUUAAAUUAUAUCCUCAGCAAUCUACACACAAUACCCCAUAAUGACGAAGCUAAAACAGGUUUUCAGAAUUUUUUGCAAAUGUAUUACAAAUAAAAAACAAAAGUACCUUAUUUACAUAAGUAUUCAGACCCUUUCCUAUGAGACUCGAAAUUGAGCUCCGGUGUAUCCUGUUUCCAUUGAUCAUCCUUCAGAUAUUUCUACAGCUUGAUUGGAGUCCACCUGUGGUAAAUUCAAUUGAUUGGACAUGAUUUGGAAAGGCACACAGGUCCCACAGUUGACAGUGUAUGUCAGAGAAAAAACCAAGCCAUGAGGUUGAAGGAAUUGUCCGUAGAGAUCCGAGGUUGUGUCGAGGCACAGAUAUGGGGAAGGGAACCAAAACAUUUCUGCAGCAUUGAAGGUCCCCAAGAACACAGUGGCCUCCAUCAUUCUGAAAUGGAAGAAGUUUGGAACCACCAAAACUCUUCCUAGAGCUGGCCGCCCGGCCAAACAGAGCAAUCAGGGGAGAAGGGCCUAAGUCAGGGAGGUGACCAAGAACCAGAUGGUCACUCUGACAGAGCUGUAGAGUUCCUCUGUGGAGAUGAGAGAACCUUCCAGAAGGACAACCAUCUCUGCAGCACUCCACCAAACAGGCCUUUAUGGUAGAGUGGCAAGACUGAAGCCACUCCUCAGUAAAAGGCACAUGACAGCCUGCUUGGAGAUUGCCAAAAGGCCAGACCAUGAAAAAACAAGAUUCUCUGGUCUGAUGAAACCAAGAUUGAACUCUUUUGGCCUGAAUGCCAAGUGUACUUAUUUCAUACUUGCCUGUUCCUCUGCUCCACAGUCUCUACCCCUCCUCAGAGCAGGUCUAAUUCCCUGUCGGGAAGAUCAUUUCGUGUCAGUGUAGUAGCGGAAUUAGCUAUUGAAAUGACUUGGCAUUGCUGCGGAUGCUAAUUUGGUAUUUUGCUGUUGUGAAAACUGCAGUUGUUGUCAAAGCGAAAGGUCAGAGCCCCCGGCCUCGAAUUUAAGUCACAAAAGUCGGUUUGAUCUUAAAGCCAAGGAACCAUCGUCAAAUUUCGGUGUUCUCAACAUGAAUUAAUCGACUGUUUCAACGUGGAACAAGGAAAGUGAUUGAUUUGACGUCCAAUUGUUAGCAAAUGUUAAUAUAAGAGACUUUUGUGUAGUUACCAUAAUACGUUGUGAAUCACUGGUGGGGUCAUGGCUAAAAAAGGCUACAGAACAUUUUAAAGGGAACAGUGACACUAAACUCAAUUGGAGUUUUAUUUGAUGUGCUUUCCUUCAUCUAGUUCCACCUCCCUUCAUCCCCUCUUCUCUCCCCAUCCUCUACACCCCUCCCUCUCUUGCCCUCUUCUCAUUCCCCAUGCUCUUCACUGCUCCUUUCCCCUCUUUGACUCCCCCUCUUUCUCUCCCCCUCUUCCUUCUGUCCUCCAGAAAAAGGUGGUGGAGCAGCUGAGGAAGGACCUGCUGGUGAAACAGGAGCCAGAGGUGACGGUGCAUGUGCCGGCUGCAGACAAACACGUCCUCCAGAUCCCCUCCUCCGCCACUCUGCAGGCCCUGCAGCAGACCACACACACCCAGGCCCUGCAGCAGACCACACACACCCAGGCCCUGCAGCAGGUAGCCACACAAGUCCACAGACACUGUCGACCUUAGCUCAUCUCAGCUGCUUGUUAUGUUGCACAAAGGCUUGUUGUGUCAUAACUUUGCAGUAGCCUACAAAAAGUUUACAAAAUACCUGAAACUUUCCUAGGUUUUUCAGAAAUCCCAUUUGGAUGAUUCCCAGUUGGAUAACUUAUUCUCUCCUGCUUAUUCCCUGCUGAUUCAAGGAAUCCUCCAACCGGGAUUUCAGGAAAACCUGGGCAGUUUGGGAAAGUUUCUGGAAUUUUGCAACCCUAGCCUGCCCUGACAAGCUCCAAACCUGUCAGUGUUCACAAUCUUAUACUACUAUAAUGAUAGAGAGUGAAGAAUCGCGCUAAGAAAAGGGAAGACUCCCUCCAUCCUCCGGGGAAUGGUUUAAUAAAGGUAGCCCUAGUAGUGACUCACUAUGCUUCACAUUAGUUCAUAUUUGUUGGAUCUAGCAUUAUUAUACUCCCUUUUUCGACCCCAUCUCAUUUCUCUCCUAUGUCUCUCUGCAUUCUGAUUUAUCAACUAUUUAUUUAUUUUUUAUUUCCUCCUCUCGCUGUCAGAAGACGCUGUCAGUCACCCCAGUCAUCACCACUAAGACUCUACCUUUAGUGCUGAAAGCUGCCACUCCCACAAUGCCUGCCUCUAUCGUGGCGCAGCGCGACGCCACAGUCACUGCCAUCAGCCACACCUCCAAGCCCGGCGUCAUCAACUCCGACAACUCCAACUCCCAGAACACACCUGUCAACUUCCAGGUGGCCAGCAAGUUGACCAAUCAGGGUUCAGAGUCCGUGCGACUGGUGUCAAAGAAUCCAGUUGUGGUAAGGGGCAUUCACUUCCUGGACAUUGUACAGUACUAUCAUUGUCAUCCUUUGUAGUUCAACUCUUUCAAACUCUUUCUCUUGUAACUGGUGGCAGUUUGGGGUCUUUCAAAUUAAGCAGUAAAUAUUCAACCAGUUUCUUUCUGUUUUACAAAGUCUCUUUAGAGUAAAGUGGGUUGAACAUAUUUUCUGUGUAGAUGUGUAUGGAAAUAUGCAUGGUCAAUUGAGAAUGCCUCUUAAUGAGGAGGUGCUUUGAGGCAGUGGUGGCACAAAAUCAUCUUUCUCUCUGUAAAACUACCUGCGGAAUUGAAAUAUUUUUUCAGCUCUAACUGUUGUCUACAGCUCCAGUAGAGAGAAUACACUAUUUGCUGUGGUUUUGUCUCCGGUGCAGGCCACCACUACCCCCACCUCAACACAGCCAAUCAAAGUUCCACAGUUUGUCCUUCCUCCUAGAAUGACGCCUAGACCCACAUUUCAUCCACAGGUGCGUGUGUCCCAGUAAGACCUGCCCCCUAACCCCCACCAAUCCAAUCCAAUCCAAUGUGUGAGUGGACACGAGGCAUUUCACUCAAUAGUCACUAGAGGGCGACAGUGUACACAAGGACACGAACCCAGUGCAGUCACAGUCUUUGCUCCAUGGCUCCAAGCUAUUGUUUGCAAGGUGCUGCUUUGUGCAUACCCUUUCCUCUAGUCUUCUUCUGUUUUCAGAAUGAUGUGUGCUCAUGUUGUUGCUUUUGUCUGUGUUAAUACCUUCCUUUGCAGCUGUUGUGUCUUUAUGGUGAAAACUCUUGUUGUCCAGGAGCUUCUGAAUGUUUUGUUUUGGCUGUCAGUGUGAUAACCUGUUUUUAACCCUGGGUAUGAACGUGUGAUUUAAUGCCCUGCUAUUGAGGUGUGUAAUGCCACUGGGAGCUCAGGGUCCCUCAACACUGGGCUCAUUCUUACAGUUAUACUUUAGGCAUUGCAGUCCACAGUAAGUCCAUCCAACCAGGGGGUUGAACAAAAACAUGAGGCGGGCUAUGGUGUAUUGAACUCAUAGGAAAGAACAAGGAGGCUCUACUCAAACAAGCCAUGUCGACUCAUGCAAAACAUUUCUGCUUGUAUGUUGUUGUUUUUUCUCACAACAACAAAAGGACAUGACAAAUACAGAGUAAUAUAAAACCAAACAACGAUAACAGACACACCAAAAACAAGAGAGAGAAAAAAUAAGAAUAAUAACACCAGUGCCCUUUACCACAUUAUAAACUGACUUCAGAUACAUUAAUUUCACCUUUUAAGGUCCAUUUGAUCAAGCAAUGAAGGGGCCCCAAGUAUAUUCAAAGUGGUCUAGUUUACCCAGAAGCGAGUAAGAAACGCUCUCAUAGCUAGCCAGCUGUGCCAUGGUACUGGCUCAUUCAUCAAAGGGAGGGGGAUAAUUUUCCUUUCAGUGCCUUAAGCGUAAAUGCUUAGCUGUUGUGAUGGCCAGGAUAAGCCAUCUCUUUUCAAAGGAAGUGAAAAUAUAGUCCUCAAGUUCAGUUGUUGAGCCCAACAUACAGUGCUGUGAAAAAGUAUUCGCCCCCUUUCUAAUUUUCUCUACUUUUGCAUAUUUGUGAUACUGAAUGUUAUCAGAUCUUCAACCAAAACCUAAUAUUAGAUAAAGUGAACAUAAGUGAACAAAUAACACAACAAUUACAUAUUUAUUUCAUAAACAAAGUUAUGCAACACCCAAUUCCCCUGUGUGAAAAAGUAAUUGCCCUCUUACACUCAAUAACUGGUUGUGCCACCUUUAGCUGCAAUGACUCCAACCAAAUGCUUCCUGUAGUUGUUGAUCAGUCUCUCACGUCGCUGUGGAGGAAUUUUGGCCCACUCUUCCAUGCAGAACUGCUUUAACUCAGUGACGUGUGGGUUUUCAAGCAUGAACUGCUCGAUGUUUUUACUGUGGAAUGCAGAGUUUGGUUUUCGCCAGACAAAAUGGGACCCAUCUCGUCCAAAACGUUGACUCAAGUUUGCCAAAAAGCACCUGGAUGAUCAUCAAGACUCUUGGAAGAACGUUCUAUGGACAGAUGAUUCAAAAGUAUAACUUUUUGGACGACAUGGUUCCAGUAAUGCCUGGCGAAAACCAAACACUGCAUUCCACAGUAAGAACAUCAUGCCAAAGGUCAAGCAUGGUGGUGGUGGUGUGAUGGUUUGGGGAUGCUUUGCUGCCUCAGGAACCAUGAAUUCUGCUCUGUAUCAGAGAAUUCUACAGGAGAAUGAAAGACCAUCCGUCUGUGAGCUGAAGCUGAAGUGCAGCUGGGUCAUGCAGCAAGACAAUGAUCCAAAACACACAAUCAAGUCUACAUGAAAAUUGCUAAAAAGCAACAAAUUGGAAGUUUUGGAAUGGCCUAGUCAAAGUCCAGACCUAAUCCCAAUUGAGAUGUUGUGGCAGGACUUGAAACAAGCAGUUCAUGCUUGAAAACCCACACGUCACUGAGUUAAAGCAGUUCUGCAUGGAAGAGUGGGCCAAAAUUCCUCCACAGCGAUGUGAGAGACUGAUCAACAACUACAGGAAGCAUUUGGUUGGAGUCAUUGCAGCUAAAGGUGGCACAACCAGUUAUUGAGUGUAAGGGGGCAAUUACUUUUUCACACAGGGGAAUUGGGUGUUGCAUAACUUUGUUUAUGAAAUAAAUAUGCAAUUGUUGUGUUAUUUGUUCACUUAUGUUCCCUUUAUCUAAUAUUAGGUUUUGGUUGAAGAUCUGAUAACAUUCAGUAUCACAAAUAUGCAAAAGUAGAGAAAAUUAGAAAGGGGGCAAAUACUUUUUCACAGCACUGUAUACAGUUUGACAGUGAUCGGGAACUGUGUCUUAAUAACAUCAAACACAACUUGUUGGAUAUUAUUCCACCAAUCUCUUAGCGCUGGACAUGACCAGACUAUAUGUGUAAUAGAGGCAUUUUCACCUUUACAUCUCCAACAUCUGUCUUCUGGUAUUAACUUAAACUUAUAUAACCUUUGUGGAGUCCAGUGCCGUCUAUGUAUUAUUUUCAAUUGAAUACAUUUAUUUUCCAUUUCUUUAUACGUAGUAUUCAAAUUAGACACAUGAUAUCCACUCUUCAUGGGCUAGAUCUAGAGCCAAUGCUUUUGCCCAGUUGUACUUUAACCUUAUUUAAAGGGUCAGACAAUUGCUCCUGCAGCAGAUGAUACAUUAAUGGCUUGUUUAGUAUUUCUUCAAUCGGGCUAGCUAUGGGACAGGUAAGGGGGCUUCCCAACCAUAUUGACAAAGAACUUCGUAGCUGGAGGUGUCUCCAAAGUGUAUUCUGUGGCAGCUUAUAUUUCUCAGAAAUUUGGGCAAAGCUUAAGAAUAGCUUAGAAUGCUCAUCAAAUAGAUUCAACAGAUAAUUGAUUCCUACUUGUUGCCACUGUACCCAAAAAUAGGUUUUACUUCCAAUUAGGAUACUCUUAUUGUGCCACAGAGGGGCCUGAGGCGAUUUUAUAAAGGUCCCAGCGUCCAGCUCUAUGUAUCUUACCCCACAAGGUUCUGGUGUUUGUAACAGUGGGGUGAUCCUUCAAUUGUGGCCUUACUGUGCCAAAGAUUCCAAGCCAGGGCGAGACUCCCCCACAGGCCUUAGACUCCAUCUGGUACCAGCCUGGUUUAGCCCCUCCCUUCCAAUAUGGCAACCACAUACUGAUGUGUUUGACAUUGAUAGCCCACUCUCGUUUUUAAAAGUAAGGGUUUUUUAUUCUCUCCAACAAUAUCCCUGUGGCUGGGUGUUAUUAGAAUACCAAGGUAUUUGAUACCCUAAGGGGACCAUCUACAUUUCCAUUGGUUGAAGAGCGUGGAUGGGCAGAAGCCAGAUAAAGGAAGAGCCUCAGAUUUAUCUCAGUUAAUAUGAUAACCAGAUAAUGUAAAUUCCUCAACAGUUUGUAGUAAAGCAGGGACAGAUAUCUCAGGUUGAGACAAGAAAAGUAACAUGUCACCUGCAUAAAAGCAUAAGCUUAUGCUGAAUGUUGCCCGCCAUAACUCCAUAAAUAAGUGGGUGACCUCUGUUUCUUGGCCAGGGGUUCCAAAGCUAGCAUAAAUAGACUAGGGCUUAAAGGGCAUCAUUGUCUUGUACUUCUCUGUAACUGGAAAGGGUUGGAUAUGAGACCAUUCGUUAAAACGCAGGCAUAAGGAGUGUCACAAAGUUUUUUUUAUCCAAUUCACAAAGUUCUCCCCAAAGCCAAAUAUUGUAAGAGAUUCAAAAAGGUAGCCCCAUUCCACACAAUCAAAGGGUUUGGCAGCAUCUAAUGACAAAGCAGUUGUUGGAGUGCUUGAGUCCUGGACAGCACGCUGUAUGUUGAGCAGCCUUCUAAGAUUAUCUGAGCUGUAACGGUGGGGGAUAAAGCCAUUCUGAUCCAGGUUAAUGAUACUACCAAUUACCUUAGAUCAUCUUUUUGAAAGCACCUUUUCUAAGGUCUUUUCAUCAUUAUUAAUAAGAGAAAUAGGCUGAUAUCCACUCUGAUCAAAUGGAUAUUUUCCCUUUUUUUGGAUAAGAUAGAUGAUUGCUGUGUGCAUGGAAGAGGGUACUUUAUAUGUGUCAUUAUAUACCUCUAGCAAAAUUGGAGUAAUAAUUGCCUCAAACUUUUUAUAAAAGUCAGAAGGGAGGCCAUCUAACCCAGGAGACUUGUUAGAAGGCGUAAUCUUGAUAACCUGAGAGAUCUCCUCAACCCUAAGUGGUGCAUCUAAAUCAUAUCUAUCCUUAUCUGAGAGUUGUGGUAAAUUCAGGUCUGCAAAAAAGCUAUCCAACUUUUGUUUGUCCAGUAUACCCUGAGAUGUAUAAAGAGUGUUGCCUCUGAACUCCUCAUUUAUCGGCUCCGAAGAGGUAGAAAUUGCACCAUUUUGCAACCGAAUGCCAGCCAUAUGGUUCCUACAGUUUUGCUGCUGGGGGGGAAUAAAGAAUAGUCCCUCCUAUCAGGGUUCAUAAACCUCCAGUUAUAUUUUAAGCCUAGGUCCCUAGCUAGUAGUCUUAUUGCAGCUGCUGAUUUACUCUCCCCCCUUAAUCUAGGCCGAGACCUGUCAAAAGCCUGGUUAAAACCGCCUGCCGAUAAUAUUGGAUGUCACCCAGUUCUAAGAGUUUUUGAAAAGAAUUGUGCCUCUCUGCAUUGGGUGCAUAUACAGUAUAUUGCGAAGAACAACGGAAGUUUCGAUCAAGAGCCCGCAAACUAUGACAUAACGACCAUAUGAGUCAGUUAUCACUUUAGUUUCAGUAAAGUUCUCACGGCCUUAUGUAUGUACCCGGGCUAGAGAAAGCCUUUCCCACCCAAGAGUAUUUUAGUGUUUCUGAUUCCUUUUUAUUCAAAUGUAUCUCCUGUACAAAAGCUAUAUCCACCUUUAGAAGACUUGAGAUAUGCUACCGUUUUAUUUUUCUUGAUUAACCCCUUUAAGGUUCCAGCUAUACAGUAUAAAGAAAAACAAACCAAAGAAAAAACAUUGAAAUGGUAUGUAUAUCUAACAGUAGAACUAAGUAGACUCCCAGCCAAACCUAAGGAGCUGGGGAGAAACAACACAUACCAAGACAUAGAUGGGAUUUAUUAACUUGAGUCACCAGAACUCGACCCACCGUCAACCCGACAGCAGUAUACAACUGUAAUACCCUUUUGGGACAUAGUUCGCUUAAAUUUUUUUAAGGCUGUCAGUCACACGCUAUGGCUAGAGUGCUUUGUCGCCGCUGACUGGCAAACCAUAGCAUUGCAUUGAUUUCACACUUAAUCUUAAAAUCAAGCCAAUCAGAGAAAAUAAGAUUGGAAAAGUUCUAAACUGAAGGUCAUUCAAAAAAUACAUAAGCCUACUGGUAAGAAACAGUUCAGUCAAAUCCAGCCCUAGAGCUCAGUCUAAUCAUAGCAAUGCAAAGUCUAAGGCACUUAUCAGACAGACCUUGAUAGUCCUCCAUCCAAUAGAAUUCUGGAUUCAACGGUCCUCCCUGGCAGAUCUUCUCUGGAUGAAGGCUGAUGCUUCAUCCAGAGUCAAACUUGUGAUCUUGGCUCCGUUGAGUUUGAUCUCCAGUGUAGCAGGAAAACGCAGAAUGAACUCAAUCCCCCGCGAUUUUAGAUCCGUUUUGACCUGUUUGAAUGCCAUCCUCCGGUCGUUAACUCGUUUAGAAUAGUUUUCUACCAUCUCGGGAACACCCAAGAUUUUAAUAUUACAGUUAAUUUGUUAUCCAAAUUAUCAACAUGGUCCUGGAUUUCGUCUAGCUGACCUUUCGUUGAGACAGCGCCAUUCUCCAAUGCGGGUGGUCAGCGAAUAAAUGGUCCCUUCUAUUUCCUACAUUGUGGUCUUGAUUUCUGAUGUGUCUUGUUCAAUAUUUUGGGUGGACAAACAAAUUGAUCUGAUUUCGGAGGCAAGAAAGGUCAGAGUGGGCUCGCAAGUUGCAGUGGCUGGUGUAGCUGGCCUAUCUGGCCUGUAGGCAGCCUCCAUUUUCUUGCUAAGCUUGGACGGUUGUGUCUGCAGUGAAUCCCAGUUAGACAUUUGUUAAUUUUGGUUAUAACAAAAAUCUGCCUUUCACUUGUAUAGUAUGCCUCCAUCUACAGUGAUAUCUCAGAGCACCACAUUGGAAUUACCUUUCCCUGGUCAGUCUCUUUUACACACAUUUGUGAAGACCCCUAAGCUCCAAUAUGACACCUGAUGAAUGAUUGGCUAACCUCUGACCCCUAUCCUCCCGACUCAGGUCCGGGCGAAGCCCAACAACGUGCCCAUCGCCCCAGCGCCCCCUCCGCCCAUGAUGGCGGCGCUCCAGCUGCUCCAGCGGGGCCCGGUGAUGCUGACCACCAAGCUGAGCCCCUCCUUGCUGCCCUCCAGCGCCGGGCCCAUCCACCAGGUUCGCAUCGUCAAUGGCCAGCCCUGCGCCGCCAAGAGCGGCCAGCACACGGGCACAUUGACGGGUAUUGUCAUCACGGCCCCGGCAUCGGUGCAGACACUGCAGAUCAGCGGCCUCGCCUCCGACACCAAGGUCAGCACCACGGUUUGGGUGGGAGGUUACGAUACCAUAAUUGUAUUGUCAAUUGUCAUGGAAAUUAAUUUUGUGAGGUCAGCAGUAUAGUUUGUGGAUGGGAAAGUGACUUGUUCCCUUUUCAGAAUGUAAGUCAUUCUACACGUAUAACUCUGUUACUUUAGUCAUUCGUGUUUUUAAGAGCUUUAUUUUCCUCCCACUGUUUCCAGACUGUUAAAGCUCGGGGGGGAUUGGGACAGAAGAUGUUGGUGAGCAGGACCCCUCCUCUGUCUCCAGCACCCAGGCUAAAGCGAGAGGACAAUCCUCAGGUACACUGGAGAUGGAGCUUAUGCUUCAUUCCGAACUUCGGGUCUAACCUGCAUAACAAAUACGUACCUCUUUUUUAAAUGUCAGCCUACUGAUAGAACCUCAAAGUCCUUCACAGAAGAUGUUCUGUAACGGGAGGCAGGCUUUGCCAAAGAUGCAGUAUAAACAUAUCAAGUAAAUUAUAGAUACAGUAUACACUACAUGACAAAGUAUAUGGUCACCUGCUCGUCGAACAUCUCAUUCCAACAAAAUCAUGGGCAUUAAUAUGGAGUUGGUCCCCACUUUGAUGCUAAAACAACAUCCACUCUUCUGGGAAGGCUUUCCACUAGAUGUUGGAACAUUGCUGCGGGGACUUGCUUCCAUUCAGCCACAAGAGCAUUAAUGAGGUUGGGCACUGAUGUUGGGCGAUUAGGCCUGGCUCGCAGUCGGUGUUCCAAUUCAUCCCAAAGGUGUUCGAUGAGGUUGAGGUCAGGGCUCUGUGCAGGCCAGUCAAGUUCUUCCACACUGAUCUCGACAAACCAUUUCUGUAUGGAGCUUUACACCACUCCAGCUAACACAUUGCGCAUGGUGAUCUUAGGCUUGUGUGUGGCUGCUCGGCCAUGGAAACCCAUUUCAUGAAGCCCUCGACGAACAGUUCUUGUGCUGACGUUGCUUCCAGUGGCAGUUUGGAACUCAGUAGUGAGUGUUGCAACCGUGGACAGACUAUUUUUAUGUGCUUCAGCACUCAGCGGUCCCAUUCUGUGAGCUUGUGUGGCCUACCAUUUCGUUGCUGAGCCAUUGUUGCUCCUAGACUUUUCCACUUCACAAUAAUAUCACUUACAGUUGACCGAGGCAGCUCUAGCAGGGCAGAAAUUUGACAAACUGACUUGUUGGAAAGGUGUCAUCCUAUGACGGUGCCACGUUGAUAGUCACUGAUCUCUUCAGUAAGGCCAUUCUACUGCCAAUGUUUGUCUAUAAAGAUUGCAUGGCUGUGUGCUCGAUUUUAUACACCCGUCAGCAACGGGUGUUGCUUAAAUAGGCGAAUCCACUAAUUUAAAGGUUUUACCACAUAUUUUUGUGUAUAUAUAUAGUGUAUAUGUUCAUGUUACAAAUUCUCCUCACACAGGGCACCAUUUAUGGAGGGGAUUGUCCUAAUACCCUUUUAUUGUUUGCCCCCAGAAACUUGCCUUCAUGGUGUCCCUCGGACUUGUCACCCAUGACCAUUUGGAAGGUAAGCACUGCCAGUUUGGUCUGAAGUAAAUUCCAGUUGCUACAUUCUCACCCGCAUUCCCUAGGAGUGUAUACUGCAAUGCCUGUAUUAAUAUACUACUCUGUGGUUAUAGAAAUUCAGAGCAAGAGGCAGGAGCGUAAGCGAAGAACAACGGCGAAUCCGGUGUACAGUGGAGCUGUGUUUGAGCCUGAGGUAUGGACUUACACUGCUGUUCUUCUACUUAUCAAAAAUUUUUGAUAGUGUAACCCACACAUUGCUACAACAGCCGAUACACAAUAUGUUUCUUAUUAAGUUGGAUACCAGUGCACAUGCUUUUUAAAAUGUGAGCAUAAUACGCACCAUUUUCAAUGUGAAUAUCUGAAUAAAUGGAGUCAGAGUUAGGAUCUGGCCCUGUGUAGCAUAUGAAAAGCAAACAGGUUUUCUUUUUGAGUGAGCAACAUGAUAAACUUGCAGUCAAAUCACAGCUGGAUUUAUUCUCCCACAUACGUGUUCCUAUCCACGCCGUGCAGAGGAAGAAGAGUGCAGUGACCUACCUAAACACUCCGCUCCACCAGGGCACCAGGAAGAGAGGUCAGUAUCCACUCAACAACUGCACAUACACCUUCUCCAAUGCCCAGGAUAUAUACAGGUAACUGCCAAAAUAAAGGAAAUGCCAAUAUAACGUGUCUCAAUAGCCUCCUUUGGCCGCCAUUCCUUCCAGUUCUCUGCUGCCAAUGACUGGAACGAACUGCAACAAUCUCUGAAGCUCUACAUCUCCCUCACUAACUUUAAGCAUCAGUUGUCAGAGCAGCUUACCGAUCACUGCACCUGUACACAGCCCAUCUGUAAUUAGCCCACCCAACUACCUCAUCCCCAUAUUGUUAUUUAUUUUGCUCAUUUGCACCCCAGUAUCUCUAUUUGCACAUCAUCUUCUGCACAUCUAUCACUCCAGUGUUAAUACUAAAUUGUAAUUAUUUUGCACUAUGGCCUAUUUAUUGCCUUACCUCCAUAACUUACUACAUUUGCACACACUGUAUAUGUAUUUUCUAUUGUGUUUUUGACUGUACGUUUUGUUUAUCCCAUAUGUAACUCUGUGUUGUUCUUUUUAUCGCACUGCUUUGCUUUAUCUUGGCCAGGUCGCAGUUAUAAAUGAGAACUUGUUCUCAACUGGCUUACCUGGUUAAAUAAAGGUUAAAAAAUCAUUUAAAAAACAAGCCGCCAGAACAACAAAGCACCUUGGCAUAGAUUCUACAAGUGUCUGGAGCUCUAUUGGAGGGAUGCGACACCAUUCUUCCACAAGAAAUUCCAUCAUUUGGUGUUUUGUUGAUGGUGGUGGAAAACGCUGCCUCAGGUGCCGCUCCAGAAUCUCCUAUAAGUAUUCAAUCGGUCCCACUGUUCCUCGUGAAACAUCAGCAAGUUGAGCAGUCUUUGACACUGAAGCUCCUGCCAAAUGUGUCUCAACAAUCACCCCUCUUUCAAUGUCACUGGGAUCUCUUCUAGCCAUGGUAGCCAAAAUAAUGGGCAACUGGGCCUGCCCAGCAUUUUUAUACAUGACCCUAAGCAUGGUGGGAUGUUAAUUGCUUAAUUAACUCAGGAACCACACCUUUGUGGAAGCAUCUGCUUAUUUUGUAUCCCUCAUUUACUCAAGUGUUUCCUUUAUUUUGGCAGUUCCCUGUACAUGUCUUUAUAGAUUCCUGAGCUGGCCUUUAUUUGAUGCUUGUAUGUUGUAAUCUAUUCAAUGUAUGAAAUGCUGUGAAUGUCUGUCACACACACACACACACCACCCAACUUUUCUGCUGAUCCUUCUUUGCUUGCUGGCUGAAUCCUGCACAGGGACACUUAAGCAUGAAACACACGAGAAUCUCACUGCCGAAAGACUGCCAAUAGGUACUUAUCACAGUGAGAGGACGUUCCUUCUCUUGCUAGAACAAAAGUGGUACCUGCUGCGUGCCGACCCAGUAGCGAUGAACAUGCCAUUUCCACUUGUAGAAUUGCAAUGCUCGUCAGUGGCCAACAACUUGACUUUGAGCUAAUCAGAGCGAAUGAACCCCCACGUGGGGUAGCCAACAGGAGCCUCAACAAAAAGGAAAAGAGUGCACAGAUACAAUGCACACAACAUUAAAUACUUCCUUCAAGCAAGCUAACCACUGUAGCUAGUAUUGACAUUAUACAGUGCAUUCGGAAAGUAUUCAGACCCCUUCCCCUUUUCCACAUUUUGUUCUAAAAUGGGUUAAAUAAAAAAUGUCCUCAUCAAUCUACACAUAAUACCCCAUAAUGACAAAGCAAUAACAGGUUAUGGAAAGAAAAAAAAAAUGGUGUGUGUGUGUAUAUGUAUGUGUAUAUACAGUGAGGGAAAAAAGUAUUUGAUCCCCUGCUGAUUUUGUACGUUUGCCCACUGACAAAGAUAUGAUCAGUCUAUAAUUUGUAUGGUAGGUUUAUUUGAACAGUGAGAGACAGAAUAACAACAAAAAAAUCCAGAAAAACGCAUGUCAAAAAUGUUAUAAAUUGAUUUGCAUUUUAAUGAGGGAAAUAAGUAUUUGACCCCCUCUCAAUCAGAAAGAUUUCUUGCUCCCAGGUGUCUUUUAUACAGCUAACGAGCUGAGAUUAGGAGCACACUCUUAAAGGGAGUGCUCCUAAUCUCAGCUUGUUACCUGUAUAAAAGAUACCUGUCCACAGAAGCAAUCAAUCAAUCAGAUUCCAAACUCUCCACCAUGGCCAAGACCAAAGAGCUCUCCAAGGAUGUCAGGUACAAGAUUGUAGACCUACACAAGGCUAGAAUGGGCUACAAGACCAUCGCCAAGCAGCUUGGUGAGAAGGUGACAACAGUUGGUGCGAUUAUUCGCAAAUGGAAGAAACACAAAAUAACUGUCCAUCUCCCUCGGCCUGGGGCUCCAUGCAAGAUCUCACCUUGUGGAGUUGCAAUGAUCAUGAGAACGGUGAGGAAUCAGCCCAGAACUACACGGGAGGAUCUUGUCAAUGAUCUCAAGGCAGCUGGGAUCAUAGUCACCAAGAAAACAAUUGGUAACACACUACGCCGUGAAGGACUGAAAUCCUGCAGCGCCCGCAAGGUCCCCUUGCUCAAGAAAGCACAUAUACAGGCCUGUCUGAAGUUUGCCAAUGAACAUCUGAAUGAUUCAGAGGAGAACUGGGUGAAAGUGUUGUGGUCAGAUGAGACAAAUUGAGCUCGUUGGCAUCAAUUCAACUCGCCGUGUUUGGAGGAGGAGGAAUGCUGCCUAUGACCCCAAGAACACCAUCCCCACCGUCAAACAUGGAGGUGGAAACAUUAUGCUUUGGGGGUGUUUUUCUGCUAAGGGGACAGGGCAACUUCACCGCAUCAAAGGGACGAUGGACGGGGCCAUGUACCAUCAAAUCUUGGGUGAGAACCUCCUUCCCUCAGCCAGGGCAUUGAAAAUGGGUCGUGGAUGGGUAUUCCAGCAUGACAAUGACCCAAAACACACGGCCAAGGCAACAAAGGAGUGGCUCAAGAAGAAGCACGUUAAGGUCCUGGAGUGGCCUAGCCAGUCUCCAGACCUUAAUCCCAUAGAAAAUCUGUGGAGGGAGCUGAAGGUUCGAGUUGCCAAACGUCAGCCUCGAAACCUUAAUGACUUGGAGAAGAUCUGCAAAGAGGAGUGGGACAAAAUCCCUCCUGAAAUGUGUGCAAACCUGGUGGCCAACUACAAGAAACGUCUGACCUCUGUGAUUGCCAACAAGGGUUUUGCCACCAAGUACUAAGUCAUGUUUUGCAGAGGGGUCAAAUACUUAUUUCCCUCAUUAAAAUGCUAAUCAAUUUAUAACAUUUUGACAUGCGUUUUUCAGGAUUUUGUUGUUGUUAUUCUGUCUCUCACUGUUAAAAUAAACCUACCAUUCAAAUUAUAGACUGAUCAUAUCUUUGUCAGUGGGCAAACGUACAAAAUCAGCAGGGGAUCAAAUACUUUUUUCCCUCACUGUAGCUGUGUGUGUGUCCCUUUCUGAGAGACUGCUAUGCUGACCUUGAAGACUUGAUUAUAAAAGACAGCAUUUCAUCCCUAUCUGUAGAAAUUCCUUGACUUUUUCCAAUUAUCAUUUGUGAAAACCGGAAGGUUUUGGAUAAAGGGAUAAUAGUUCAUGUCAAAAUGUAACUUUGUCAGAUGUUUUCAUACCUCAAAGUGGAGCGGAGUCAAUUUGUUGAUCUGAGCAGUAGGAAAUCUGGAGGCCUCAACCAUAAUUGAAUGGAAAAGAUUGGAACCAUUCAAUUGCACUUACACGCCAUGUUUUUCUGUAUGAAAGCAUCUGACAAACUGUGAUUUCACUUUGAACAGUCCCUUUGAGGUUGAUUGUAGCGUGUUGACUGUGAUUUUCCCUCUAUCCAGCCAGCAUAUCGCACCGCUUCUUCUUUUGAACCCCGCUUGCAUGUAGCUUCUGACUCUUAAGGUUAUUAUAAGCUUCACUCCGUUGAUCUACGUGGGUGUGUGCACGUGGGUGAAAUACAUGGCUGUGGCGGUCAUCAAAUUUUGUCAGCAGGUUAUUGUUAUGCAAAAGACUGCCGGUCUCAUGGUAAUUGACCAUUAAUUAACAUAAACAUGUUUAGCUUCCCACGGACUGCGCAUACAAGCCGAUGACGCACGCCUUUGGAACAUCUACAUUAAAAAAAGAAAAGUCAAUUUAAUAUACACCAUCACAAUAAAUCCAUUAUUUAUUUUAGGCAGGUUCAGAAGAACAGAAUAUGAGUUGGCCUACUGUAUGUUAUCUGGUUAUGCACCAUGCCAUAGGCUUUAGGCUUGUUCAUUUAGCAGACAAGAUAUGCUUGUAAGUCCCGUGCCAUUAAUUUAUAAUAUGAUUUUAUAGUAAAAAAUAAUAUAAUUGAACUUAGCUGAAUAAAAUAAAGGAUAUUUUCCCCAUUCAGGAGCGAGUGCGCAUAUGAAGUGGCUUAGUUGAGCGUAAGCGUGAUCAUUUCAAACAGGUCCUAAAUCCUAGAUUUGGAGUUAUUUGGCAACUUUAGUUGGGAAUGAUACAAACCUUAGAAUGUCUUACGAAUCAAAACAUAUGUGGGCUGCAUGGUGCGACUAUAGGCUAUUGAUGAUUUGAGAAAGUCGCAAAAAAAGCUUGCGCUCUGUUCCUUGCCUCAGGCUGCACGCUGUUCUCUCAAGUGAUCAUAUUUUCACCCAUCAGACUAUUCUCAAUUUAAUCUUGUCUUUACUAAUAUGUCAAAUUAGUUUCUAUUUAGAAUGGCCCAUUAUCAAAUGGGCAGGAACAUGGGCAGGGGGAAAAAGAUAUGUAAUCCUUAUGCACUCAAAUAGCUUUUUCAAUCAUGCCUGGUAGGCGACUCCAUUUAUUUCACUCCACCCAUCAACCACUGUUGCGCGACAGGUGAUAUUCCGCCCAACUCUGUAUGACAUGGGCUCUCCAACCCUGUUCCUGCAGUUACCCUUUCUUAAUUUGAGAAACCAAGUGACAUCAGUUUGGGAACAUCGAUAGUAACAUGUUUUUACAAUGAAACACAUUUCAUUAAACUGACAGCACCUCUCUCUGCGCGCUCGAGAAAGGAAUGAAGGCGAGAGGGGAGGAGAUGGAAAUGCACGGUGGUGAGAUAUUCUGUAGCUAAAGGUAAUGUGUCAGCCUAUUAAUUAUGAAAAUAUAAAAAAUGCCCUAUUACUAGGCUAUUCAAAAUCAAAUAUAAAUUCUCUAUAAUUGUAGGCUAACUCUGUAAGCCGCCCUGCAAAAUCAAUGAACCAACAGCAUACGUUCUCUCCCAGACUCAUGGAUAAAAAGUUUGGAGUGUAGCAUAAGGUAACCAGUCCAUCCAGUAUGCAUAAUAAUACAGUCCACACUCAAAGGUGAUUACUAGAAUUUGUUUACAUUUUGGAGUAUAGCCUAGACCAUGGGUCCAACCUUUUCUAGCAUGAGAGCUAGUAUUUAAAAUAAUUACAUGUCGCGAGCUACAUUUUUUUAAUAUAUAGAUUUCAAAGUCUAGCUUUCUUCUCUUCUACUCUCCCCUGCACCUUUUUUCCGGGUCCUUAGUGUACAAGAGAAAGUAGUGCACUAUGUUUUCUGUCAAUAUACCUGGUAAAAUAAUGGUUAAUAAACAACUCCAAGGGGGCCCUAUAACAUUUGUAAUUAUUUUCCCCAAAUUCUGUUAUAUUUUCCAAAAUUAUGUUCAAUUUUUUCACUCUUAAAAUUACAAUUGUUCAUAGAGAACCAAUGAAAUUGAAUGUUCUGAGUCCAUGUCAAUGCUUAAAUCACAUCGGAAGACCAAUUUUUUGGUGGUGUAAUUCCCCUUUAAUUGUGCAUCUGGCCCUUUAAUUGGGUGUCUAGCGACGGUUCUGUACUGCUCAUGUCAUGGCAAAGUUAGCAAAAAACUAAUAAUAUAUAUACAAAUGAUAUACUGUACUUACUCAUGAUAUACUUCUGCCAGGUAAGCCUACUUUGCAGUUAACAUUUAAAUCAGAAGGUUUUGGGGAAUGUAUUUGUCAACCCACAAGUUGGUUAUCACAUCAACUGGCUACACACAGAGUGAUAAAAAAAUGAACGCACCACACAGACCGACACAGGAAAUUAAUUGGCAGAUAUCGUCUUAGGUUUGAGUUUUUUAAGCCAAUAGUGGCUAACCAGGGGUGGGAUAAUGUCAAUGUUGCGUUGAUUAGAUAGUAGCUGGGAGCUUGCAGUGCAUGAUACUGUUUUGAUGAUAAGUGUUUGACAUCAAUGCAAAUGUUUCGAAAAUCACAUCAGAGUGGUUAGAGGGACAAUAGAGCCCUGAAUACCAGGCCAUUAGCGACCUGAUGGUUAUUAGCAAGUUGGGUACUACCAAGCAUGUCCAGAGUGCAUAAGAACGAUCACAUGGAAUUUUACUGCGUCAUGACUCAUGACUGCCGGUGUGGCGCCCUUACAAAAAAUGAUUGCAGUUUUUAAACUGCAGUAAAAGUGCAGUAACUGCAGUCGACUCUGGUAUUUUGGACACAGUAAUUGCAUAAUAAGUGCAGUGUACUGCACUGUACUGUAACUGCAGUUACACUGCAUAAGUACUGUAGUAAAAAAAAAGUUAUUUUGGACGCAGUAUUUGCAGCAUACUGCAGUCAGACUGCAUUGUACUGCAGUUAUAAUGCACUCUGAUUGCAAUCUUUUUUCGUAAGGGCGGUAAUACGGUCACCGCAACAGCCCUAUUGGAGUGGGAUUUUUGGAGUAGCGGACACCUUUUGGUAACAUGAAAUCCUCGCCGGUCCCACUUCCACUGGCUAAAAACAUAGCAAGCUUUUUUAGCUUACCACAUUUCCAUGUGAAGUAAUCAGAUUUAUUAUAAAAUGCCCUGGCAAAUGUUUGCUUUCUUGCCGGUGUAACCUAAAACAUUGUCCCAGUUUGAUAUGCUACUCCCUUAUCAUUUACAAAUAGUAGGUCAUCAUGUUUUGGUAAUGGAGAAAAAAGCACAUGGCUAGCUAGUUGGCUACAGCAGGUUCUACCAUUUCACAAUAGCCUGUAAUCGCUAGUUAUUACUUCUAAACAGAAUACCUUUUUGAGUGGAUUCUUGUUUGUUUUACUGUUUGAACAGUCGCUGAAAUUGUAUUGGGUUAUCGAUGCAAAAUAGGCUACUUUGAUGAAUAGCCUAUAGAUCAGAUCAAGGAACCAAGCGACAACACUACCCCUAUGACUUCGGAAGGAAUGAUAUGGCGUGUCUCAAUUUUCAGGUAGUUAAAAAGUAUGUUGAAUGCCAGAGCGUUUUACAAGGAGCAGCCCCUUUUGUUACAAAAGGACAUGGCAACACUCAGAAUCUUGCGUCUGCGUAGAGCUCGUAGUAAGUUUUAGUGCACUAACUCCGCUCUCUGUGCUUCUCCUAAUCCUCCACCCUCAACUCAACACCCUCCCUUUUUCCUUUUUCACAUUAGCCAACGAGGACCCACUGUCAAAGGUAUGUCGGACAGACAGUUUAUUUAUUUGUUUCCUUCCCACCUCCAUCUUUUUUGUUUUUUGUUUUUCGUCUGUCUCAUUUCACCCAGGUCGCCCUCCCAAAUACAGCAGUGUUCCGGAGCUGGGCAGCCACACCCCGACCUCCCCCUCCAGCUGUCUCACUGCCUUCCCGGCCCCCGAGUGGCCCAACACAGAGGGGAGCUUCCCCUUCCAUGUCCACCCCCACAACACUCUCCCCCUGCCCAGCCCCAGCUCUGGGGAUGUAAGUAGCAGCUGGAGAGAGCACAGCAGCCUGGACUUUCUGGGGCUCUAUCCCAACUUACUGACCUCACCUACUCUCGCCCCUCCCUUUUUAUAUUGGUGGUAUUGUCCACAGGUUGUUACAAAUACUUUAGUGAAGUUGAGAUGUCCCAGUACCUCACGUCUAAAGACCUAGACAAGUACAGACACGUGUUUAUUGAUUUACUCCCUACUGUCUGAUCCUUCAUCUUUUAUUUCCAUUUUUGAUGCAGUCUUACAAAGUGAACAGUACCCCUCGCCUCAAUUUCAGUACCCCUCUCCCCCUACUCUCAAAGAAAUGAUGCUGUCUGUGUCAAAUUGUUACUUGACCUAUUUCUUUAAAAAGUAGGAUCAGUUAGUUUAGAUCUUCUUUUAAAUGCCAUUAAAAACAUACUGCAGUAUUAAAGCAGUUGAUUUACAUACGUUAAACUAUAUUUUUAAAUAGGAAAUGCAGAAUGUUAUCCACAAUGGCUUUUAGAAUGGGCUUUACCCAUUUCGGUGUUGGAAUUACACACAUGAUUUACUUAAGUGUUAUCUUUAAAACAACACAGAGACCGUAAUAUGAUUGGAUAAUCCUCAAAUCAACACACAUGGCCCUUCUGCCCUGCCUCUGCACACCUGAUUGGUCAGGCCUAGACAGGCAGUGAAACUGAUUGGUGCAAUUCAUCCUGACAGGGAGACAUCCAUGAGGAUUUCUGCACUGUGUGCAGACGCAGUGGACAGUUGCUCAUGUGUGACACAUGCUCACGUGUCUAUCACCUGGACUGCCUGGACCCACCCCUGAAAACCAUUCCUAAAGGCAUGUGGAUCUGUCCCAAAUGUCAAGAGCAGGUAAACGCAGCACCGACAAUCGGGGGGCUUGGCCCAGCAGUCCAGUGGUUGAAUAGUAUAGAUCUGAGAAUUUGGUUACUGUUUCAAAGUGGAUCAUCUAUUGACAUAGUUUCCCCUCAGGCUUUCAUCAGCUAGCCCUUAUUUAUAGACGACAACAUUACGAUAUGACUGUUCCUUCCUUUGUAAGCUUCAACAUGUUUCAGUAUUGUUUUAAGUAAUUCUUUCCCAUUCAUUUUGUUAGUGGGGGAUGGCAUCUUACACUCCCAUCCGAUUCAUUUUGUUUGUUCUUCUUGACAUCACCAAAGGGUGACCACAGCAAUGUUCUCUUCCACAUCUAGGUAAUGUCGUGACUUUGCAAUCACAAUACAACAAAGCUAUGCUCUUCUCUCCAGAUAUUGAAAAAAGAAGAUGCAAUUCAAUGGCCAGGAACAUUGGCUAUUGUUCAUUCCUACAUCGCCUAUAAAGAAGGUAGGAAUAGCACACUAAAGACCUUGUGCCUCGACAAACAUCAAAUGUGUGGGCUGAAGCGGUGGUAGAUGGAAGAGUUCCUUCACUGGUAUCUCAAACAACCAGAUUGCUUUAAAGUCUCACUGUUGUCUGUGUGUUGUUUCUGUUUUCUAAAAGCUAAAGAAGAGGAGAAACAAAAGCUAAUGAAGUGGAGUGCUGAGCUGAAACUGGAGCGAGAACAGUUGGAACAAGGGGUCAAACAACUCAGUAACUCCAUAACGGUAAGCUCCAUAGUAACAGCAAAGCAUCUUCAUAAGCGAGUUGUUUCCAGAUGGGUGUACUGGAAUAGAUGGAAGUAUUUGAUCUUGAAUAAUAGUGUGACUUAGGUAAUUCACAUAACUACCCCUAUUGCUUACCUGGCUCUGAUGCUCUCUUAGCUUAUGUCAGAGAUACUUAUGGCUGACAUUACAUUUUCAUAGAAACGCAUCCAAAGAUAAGUAUGCACACUGUUAACAAAGCUAGCUAUGCUGGCUUGCUAGCUACAUAGCAAAAUGUUAGCUACAUAGCAAAAUGUUCGCUAAUCAAUAAAAUCUUACAGUUUGCGGUUACCUUGCUAUACUAAUACUUUAGCUCAUUUAUAAAAACGAUACAUUGAUAAAAACAUCACUAGUAGUGCUAUAAUUAGAGAGAGUUCAAUAUUUGGCAGAGCUAUCUAGCUUGCUAUCUGGCUUGUUAGCAAGCAAAUGUGUAUCUGUCAGGAACCAACAUAAUAUAUAUAGCAGACGCUUUUAUCCAAAGCGACUCAGUCAUGCGUGCAUACAUUUUACGUAUGGGUGGCCCUGGGAAUCGAAGAUAUACAGUUCAAGCCGGAAGUUUACAUACAAUUAGGUUGGAGUCAUUAAAACUCGUUUUUCAACCACUCCACAAAUUUCUUGUUAACAAACUAUGUUUUGGCGAGUUGGUUAGGACAUCUACUUUGUGCAUGACACAAGUAAUUUUUCCAACAAUUGUUUACAGACAGAUUAUUUCACUUAUAAUGCACUGUAUCACAAUUCCAGUGGGUCAGAAGUUUACAUACACUAAGUUGACUGUGCCUUUAAACAGUUUGAAGCUUCUGAUGGCUUUAGAAGCUUCUGAUAGGCUAAUUGACAUAAUUUGAGUCAAUUGGAGGUGUACCUGUGGAUGUAUUUCAAGGCCUACCUUCAAACUCAGUGCCUCUUUGCUUGACAUCAUGGGAAAAUCAAAAGAAAUCAGCCAAGACCUCAGAAAAAAAUGUAGACCUCCACAAGUCUGGUUCAUCCUUGGGAGCAAUUUCCAAACGCCUGGAGGUACCAUGUUCAUCUGUACAAACAAUAGUACGCAAGUAUAAACACCAUGGGACCACGCAGCCGUCAUACCGCUCAGGAAGGAGACGCGUUCUGUCUCCUAGAGAUGAACGUACUUUGGUGCGAAAAGUGCAAAUCAAUCCCAGAACAACAGCAAAGGACCUUGUGAAGAUGCUGGAGGAAACAGGUACAAAAGUAUCUAUAUCCACAGUAAAACGACUCAUAUAUCAACAUAACCUGAAAGGCCGCUCAGCAAGGAAGAAGCCACUGAUCCAAAACCGCCAUAAAAAAGCCAGACUACGGUUUGCAACUGCACAUGGGGACAAAGAUCGUAGUGUUUGGAGAAAUGUCCUCUGGUCUGAUGAAACAAAAAUAUAACUGUUUGGCCAAAAUGACCAUCGUUAUGUUUGGAGGAAAAAUGGGGUGGCUUGCAAGCCAAAAAACACCAUCCCAACCGUGAAGCACAGGGGUGGCAGCAUCAUGCUGUAGGGGUGCUUUGCUGCAGGUGGGACUGGUGCACUUCACAAAAUAGAUGGCAUCAUGAGGAAGGAAAAUUAUGUGGAUAUAUUGAAGCAGCACCUCAAGACAUCAGUCAGAAAGUUAAAGCUUGGUCGCAAAUGGGUCUUCCAAAUGGACAAUGACCCCAAGCAUACUUCCAAAGUUGUGGCAAAAUGGCUUAAGGACAACAAAGUCAAGGUAUUGGAGUGGCCAACACAAAGCCUUGACCUCAAUUCUAUAGAAAAUUUGUGGGCAGAACUGAAAAAGCGUGUGCGAGCAAGGAGGCCUACAAACCUGAUUCAGUUACACCAGCUCUGUCAGGAGGAAUGGGCAAAAAUUCACCCAACUUAUUGUGGGAAGCUUGUGGAAGGCUACCCGAAACGUUUGACCCAAGUUAAACAAUUUAAAGGCAAUGCUACCAAAUACUAAUUGAGUGUAUGUAAACUUCUGAUCCACUGGGAAUGUGAUGAAAGAAAUAAAAGCUGAAAUAAAUCUACUAUUAUUCUGACAUUUCACAUUCUUAAAAUAAAGUGGUGAUCCUAACUGAUCUAAAACAGGGAAUUUUUACUAGGAUUAAAUGUCAGGUAUUGUAAAAAACUGAGUUUAAAUGUAUUUGGCUAAGGUGUAUGUAAACUUCCGACUUUAACUGUAGCUAAGACUAGUUUCUGGGAGUCUUAAUCUGACUGGAAAGUAUUUGUGUAACCAUUUGACACCAGAUGAGGUGCAGUGAUGUAAAAUAUAAAAAAGGAUGGUCUAAAUAUACCCCACAAGCCAUUCAUGUAUUUUGAAACUGUUAUUUUUAAAGGUAGACUCAGCGAAAUGACGUUGUCAUGAGCAGCACCGCAGAUAUUGCGAUAAACGAGAUGCAAUACUUUGCUCUCACACAGUCACACACAGUAUCUGUGCACGUGCACAGGUUCGCUUCAUGCUGUUACAGCGUGGUAGCCACAGGACCAGAACAGUGGAUAAGUUGAACCUUGCACUUCAACGCUUUUAGUUGUUGCAGAAAUUGACCCACUAUGCUGUUUACUUUCUGCGUCUAUCAUAUCGCUGAGUCUACCUUUUAAGUCACUUAAUUUGUUGGAUUAAUUUAAGUGACUUAAUUUAUUAUGUCCAUUAUUCUGAAAUGCCCAACCCUGUUUCCUCCUCUCUAAAUAGAAAUGCAUGGAGACCAAAAACACCAUCAUGUCUCGACAGAACGAAAUGCAAGUUUCGUUGGAGAAGGUCAAACACCUGGUCCGCCUCAUUCAGGCUUUCAAUUUCAGUCAAACCGUGGAGACCGAGGGUACAUGUCCCUUCACAGAGGACAUCGGGGCCAAGGAUGCAAUUGUCCCAGCUGAAAAUGCAUUAGACGCCAUCAACACUGAGGCUGUAGCAGAAGUCAAUAUCCUGUCUGUGGAUGGGGUGAAGGCCGAGGUCACAGCACUGAACAGCACCAAUGUUGAAGCCGGGAAGGAGGAGAUGGUUGUAGCUCAUGUUGCCACAGAGAAGGUAGCAGGAGUCGGUGCUGAGGCUGCAGUUGACAUCUGCACUGAGCCGGCUGCCGAGGUCAGCACCGUGACUGCAGUGGACAGCAGUGUUGAACCUGUGGCUGAGGUCAAUAACGCUGAGGAAGUGACUGAAGCCACCGCAGUAGUCGUUGCAGAGGACUCUACAGUGGCCACAACCAACGGCACCACUGACCUUGUGUGUACUGACACGAGCAUGGACGAGAGCUGUACUAACAACACUAACACCAACCCUGAGAACAAGGUCACAACCACUAACAGCACAGAGGAGCUGAUAGAAGAGGAACAGGAAGAGAACACAAACAUUGACAACAGCAGCACCAACAACAGCAAAACCUCAGAACCUUCCCUGAAAUCUUUUCCCGCUCUUCUCAACAGUUUGGACAAUAAAGAGUAACGCUCCGUCUCUUGGAUUGAAACCCCCCCCCAACAUAAUAAAAAAGACUUUUUGCUUUCACCUUUGAAAGGUGCCUGAAGUUGCCAAUCUAUAUACAUACUUGUUUCCAAUGUAUUGUCAGACUGUGUAAAUAGAAGAUCUACAGCCCGUCUGAGAUUGCUCUUGGAUGCUGUAGGUUAUUAUACCCCAAACAUGGGUGAAAGGGUGGCAUGUAUACCAGUGUCAUGCCAAUUUAAGGAUAGAAAAGAACAGUAGUAAUGGUAAAAGUAAGCUCAUUUGUAACAUCACACCAGUGUGUGCCUGCAACAGUUGCCCUCAGAACUCUCAUGGGGGUUGUUUCUUAGGUUAUCUUCUGUUCCUGGGAUGCAGGUUAGAGAUGUCUAAAGUUAGCGUGCUGAACAGAGACCAUGUUUGUCCGGCAUUAACUGAGAGCAAAAUAAAACCAAAAGAUAAGCAAAAGAGCUGAGGGACAGGGCUUUGAAAAAGUGUCAGUAUUUGUUAACAGUGGGGAAACAUUGAGGUGUUUGAUCGUCAUUGAAAAUCAAACAGGUAAAACAGGAGAGCCUUCAGUUAGCUCAAUACCUUCCUCCCCUUUCCCCAUUCUCACUCUUACAUGACCAAUAACUAUGGACCCAUUUACACAAAACCUCAGGCAAAAAAAAGAAAGAAAGUAAAGCAACAUCCACGUGCUUUGGAAGUAUGAGGCAGACUGCUUAUAGAGCUGGCUUGUUAGGGCCUUGCUGAGGAAGACCCAGGUAACAAAGAUGGUCAUCUCAAGAGAGAGUGGAGUCACAUCACACAUGGUAGCUUAAAGUUUUAAAAUGGUGUAGAUCCAGUGCAGUGGUUGAGUUUAAUUUGUGAGUCAGUGUGUCAACUGUGAGCACUAAAUGUGAAAUUGCAAUAUUAUUGCAUUGUCAAAAACAAACACGCAAAAAUAUAUCUGCGGUGUGUUUCUUUUAUAGGAUAAGGUAUUCAUUCAGGUCUUCCUAGUCUUAAAAAAUAAGUGCAUUUCUGUUGCAUAAAACAGUUGUUUGUUAAUAAAUGUUUUUAACUGGCAUAGUUUAUGCAUUUAAUUAUCUUUUAAAAGAGGUGACCUUUGCAUAUUAAGAAAUGUACGUUUUUGUUUAAUUCUGAACUGCCAAAAUGCUAUUGUAUCCAAAUAUAGCAGGGACAUGUCCACUAAAUGUAUGGAAAGACAAAGUAUGAAAUGUAUUAUUCAAUACAAUCUCUGGAAUUGGCGAUCCCUUCAACAAUCUCAUCAAAAUAUAUUUAUUUCCUGGAAACUGGAGGGUUUGUUGUAUCAGUCCAUUUUGGUGGUAAUAAGGAAAAUACAACACAUCCUGAGAUUAAAGCACAAGCUUGUUGCAUAACAAAUACGUGCUGAAAAGCUUUUUUGUACGUUAUAUAUGGAACAAAACAGAUUAUGCAUUUAGUUUGUUGUCAUGUAAUUAAGUCCCAACAAAAUAUUUUUGUAUGACCCAACUUAUCUUUGAGGGUGAGACUUAGGCCUUGUCCAGGAGAAAUGUUCCCUCUCUCCUACCGCUUGAAUAUGCUUGGAUAACAGAACCGACCAACGAACCUAUCCCUAAAUUCUCAAUAGAUUUGUGCUUCCUCUGUUAUUUUUUUUGUAAUGCUCCAUCAACAUAUUUGUCUAAUGUUUUAUAAUUUGUGGGGCCAGUACCCAGGUUUUUCCCACUUUUCGACCAAGUCGAUCAUGAGUUUCACCAGACUGUUCAUAAACUUUUGGGGUUGGGACCAUUCAGAAGAUCUGUGAAGGAUCUUUUUAGAGCGAGCCUCAGGUCUUCUCAAUUGAAAUUAUUUUAUUUAAUUUUUUAUGCUAUGCUGUUGCAUUAUAUGGAGUGCACAGAGGGCAACUUAGAGUGGGGUCCGAAAUGAUUGACACCCUUGAUAAAGAUGAGCUGAAAUGACUGUAUAAAAUAAAUAAUUCAAAUACUGAGCUAUAUUGUAUGCUCAACAAAAUGGGGAAAGGACAUUAUUUUAUACUAAUACAAGAGAAAGAUUUUGUUUUAUAUAAUAAUAAUAAUAAUAAUAUGCCAUUUAGCAGACGCUUUUAUCCAAAGCGACUUACAGUCGUGCGUGCAUACAUUUUUGUGUAUGGGUGUUUUAACAAGUACAUUUCUUUUCUCAAAGGUAGGGAUCAAAAUUAUUGACACCCCUAUUUUCAAUACCUUUUAAUACCUCACCUUGCGAGGAUAACGGCACUGAGCCUUUUUCUAAACUGUUUUAUGAGUUGGAGAACACAUUUGGAGGGAUCUUAGACCAUUCCUCCAUACAGAAUCCUUCCAGACACCCCUGUGGCAACCAGGUUUUUGGCUCAAAUGUCCUUAUACUGGGUAAAGUUCAUGAUGCCGUUGACCUUAACAAGGGCCCCAGGACCUGUGGAAGCAAAAUAGCCGCAUAACAUCAAAGAUCCACCACCAUAUUUUACAGUAGGUAUGGGGGUCUUCUCUGCUCAUGCAUUCUAAUUUUAACGCCAAACCCACCACUGUUGUGUGUGGCCAAAGAGCUAUAUUUUCAUAUCUUUACCCAGUACCGGGACAUUUUAGCCAAAAACCUGGUUGCCUCUGCCAGGAGGCUGAAACUUGGCCACAAGUGGAUCUUCCAGCAAGACAAUAACCCCUAGCACACUCCUGAAUUUAUUGGCCACAAAAUCAACAUUUUGCAAUGGCCAUCUCAGUCUCCAUUGAAAACCUGUGAUUUGAACUGAAGAGGGCAGUCCAUAAGCGCAGACAAAGGAUAUCAAGGAUCUGGAAGGAUUCUGUAUUGAGUCUAAGAUCCCUCCCAAUGUAUUCUCCAACUAAAACAUUGUAGAAAACAGGCUCAGUGCCGUUAUCCUCACAAGAUGAGGUAUUGAAAGGUAUUGAAAACAGGGGUGUCAAUCAUUUAGAUCCCUACCUUUUUUGAGAGAAAAAAAGUAUUACUUGUUAAACAAAAUCUCUUUCACUGAGAAAUUGUAUUAGUAUGAAAUAAUAGAAUUUCCCCCAAAAAAUGUAGCAUACAUUAUAGCUCAGGAUUUGAAGAACUUAUUUUAUACAGUCAUUUUUGCUCAUCUUUAUCAAGGGUGUCAAUAAUUUUGGACCCCGCUGUACAUCAUGUUUACUUCAAUCCAUGACCAAUCAACAUAUCUUUGGAGAAUGUUUGCUGUUUAAAUAACAGGGUCUUUAAAUAAUAAUAAAAAAAGAUACAGUACCAGUCAAAAGUUUGGACACACCUACUCAUUCCAGGGUUUUUCCUUAUUUUGUACUAUUUUCUACAUUCUACAUGAAAUAAUACAUAAUGUAGUAACCAAAACAGUGUUAAACAAAAAAGUAGCCACCCUUUGCCUUGAUGACAGCUUUGCACACUCUUGACAUUCUCUCAACCAGCUUCAUGAGGUAGUCACCUGGAAUGCAUUUCAAUUAACAGGUGUGCCUUGUUAAGUUAAUUUGUGGAAUUUCUUUCCUUCUUAAUGCGUUUGAGCCAAUCAGUUGUGUUAGUGACAAGGUAGGGGUGGUAUACAGAAGAUAGCCCGAUUUAGUAAAAGACCAAGUCCAUAUUAUGGCAAGAACAGCUCAAAUAAGCAAAGCGAAACGACAGUCUAUAAUUUCAAGAACUUUGAACGUUUUUUCUGGCUCUCAUGAGGACCGCCACUGGAAAGGAAGACCCAGAGUUACCUCUGCUGCAGAGGAUAAGUUCAUUAGAGUUAACUGCACCAUAGAUUGCAGCCCAAAUAAAUGCUUCACAGAGUUCAAGUAACAGACACAUCUCAACAUCAACUGUUCAGAGGAGACUGCGUGAAUCAGGCCUUCAUGGUCGAAUUGCUGCAAAGAAACCACUACUAAAGGACACCAAUAAGAAGAAGAGACUUGCUUGGGCCAAGGAACACGAGCAAUGGACAUUAGACCGGUGGAUAUCUGUCCUUUGGUCUGAGGAGUCCAAAUUGGAGAUUUUUGGUUCCAACCGCCGUGUCUUUGUGAGACGCAGAGUAGGUGAACAGAUUAUCUCUGCAUGUGUGGUUCCCACCGCGAAACAUGGAGGAGGAGGUGUGAUGGUGUGGGGGUGCUUUGCUGGUGACACUGUCCGUGAUUUAUUUAGAAUUCAAGGAACACUUAACCAGCAUGGCUACCACAGCAUUCUGCAGCGAUACACCAUCCCAUCUGGUUUGCGCUUAGUGGGACUAUCAUUUGUUUUUCAACUGGACAAUGACCCAAAAACACACCUCCAGGCUGUGUAAGGGCUAUUUGACCACAGAGAGUGAUGGAGUGCUGCAUCAGAUGACCUGGCCUCCGCAAUCACCGACCUCAACCCAAUUGAGAUGGUUUGGGAUGAGUUGGACCGCAGAGUGAAGGAAACGCAGCCAACAAGUGCUCAGCAUGUGGGAACUCCUUCAAGAAUAUUGGAAAAGCAUUCCAGGUGAAGCUGGUUGAGAGAAUGCCAAGAGUGUGUGAAGCUGUCAUCAAGGCAAAGGGUGGCUACUUUGAAGAAUCUCAAAUAUAAAAUAUAUUAUGAUUUGUUUAACACUUUUUUGGUUACUACAAGAUUCCAUGUGUUAUUUGAUAGUUUUGAUGUCUUCACUAUUAUUCUACAAUGUAGAAAAUAGUAAAAAUAAAGAAACCCUGGAAUGAGUAGGUGUGUCCAAAGUUUUGACUGGUACUCUAUAUAACAUUCAAGGGACUACAUUUUCUUAACAUUGCAGUUUUUUAUAGUUAGCUAUAUAAAAAAUAAAAUCUAGAUUUUCUCCUCUCAUGAUGAAUGCGACGUUGUUAUACAGAUUCAGUUCUGCCAUUUUCUUAACCCAUCUUAAUGUGCAAGGAAAAUGGAUAGUUUGACGAAGAGAUGCAAUCAACUGCAAUGGCUAUGCUGUCUUGUACUUCCUCAUAGAUUUAAUAAAAGGGGUUCUUUGCCUUCUGAGUCUUACACGGUACUCGUAAGGACAUAUCUACAUCAAGACAGUACAGCAUUGAUUUCCUGUGUCCCUUGAAUACAACAAAAUAUUCAGACAUUGUCUUUGUAAAGCCUGAACUUAUGUUACAGAGCAACUUGAUCUUUCCCCUUUUUAGGUACCUCGAGUGCCUUUCUUCCAACAGCAUAUUUUGUCUCUUGACUUGCACUGUGACUUGUAUUAUUACCUUACUACACAGACACACUGGUCUAUCUCUUGUCCUAUGUUAUCCACAUGUGAUUUUAUAUCCACCCACAAAACUCAAGAAUCUUCAGAAAAUAUAUGUAUCUGAAAUAUAGAGCACAAUUGAAUCCGCAUAAUGAAUAAAAUAGACUAAUACUUCGGGCUUUAAGUUAAGUAUGUGAAGUUUACUUUUUUUCAUUCUAUUGGAUAUGUUGUUUUUUACAAGUAGUCUGUAUAGCAGCUGCCUUAAAUGUAUUUUUUGUCCUUUUAAAGGUGAAUUCAAUUUAUUGUGGUUUCUUCAUAGAUGUACACCACUCAGUAGUUUGUUCAAAUGUCACAGGAACUGGUACGAUAUUUGUGAAGAAUUAUUCACAAACUCUUGAACAUGUGUGACUGUUAGAAUGUUUUUUUGUGAUGCACUUUUGGUUUAAUUCCCAGACUAAAAUAUGUGAUGUGAUGUGAUGUGAUGUGUGUGUGUGUGUGUGUGUGUGUGUGUGUGUGUGUGUGUGUGUGUGCGUGUGUAUAUAAUAUGAAAUAGAAAUCUGGGUUAUAUCUUCUUACCCUGAAUUUACCUCCCUAUUGUUGAGAUUCUACAGAGGCAUUUUGUGACAGUCUAGUCUCCUCAGCAUUAAAACUCAGUCAGGACAGUGCCAGUGAUCAUUAUUUGUCCUCUUUUUGUUCCCUCCUUGUGCAACGUUUUUCUUUUUCUUUUCUCACCCAUUCUUUUGUCUCUGUCUUGCCGUAAGUUUGAUAAUAUCAGGUCAUAUGAAUUGAGCCUUGGCCUGUGUGCGUUUGAACAAAUUAAACAGCACCCUGAUUGGAUAGACUUCUUGAAGGCCCAGUGCAGUCAAAAACGUGAUUUUUCCUGUGUUUUAUAUAUUUUUCCACAGUAUGAGGUUGGAAUAAUACUGUGGAAUUGUGAAAAUGAUAAUGCCAUUUUAGUGUAAGAGCUGUUUGAAAAGACAGUCUGAAACUUCAGCCUGUUUUGGUGGGAUGGAGUUUUGGCCUGCCUGGUGACAUUACAUUUACAUUUACGUCAUUUAGCAGACGCUCUUAUCCAGGGCGACUUACAAAUAGGCAUCACUAGGCGGUGAAGUUAAUAGACAAUAAGAGAGUUCCAAACCUCUGCCAAUAACAGCUAGUUUUCAGUUUCCCCCUCCCCACUCAGACCACUCCCAGACAGUCCUAGCAAAAUUAUUGCUUGAGAAAUUGCUCUUUGCUAAGAAGCUAUGUUUGUUUUCUAUUAAAAUGUUCAGAAAUAAAUAAUCACAGUAAGGUACUUAAUUGUUACCUAGAAAUGAUUUGACAUUGAGAACUGCUGCAUUGGACCUUUUUUUAAAGGGCCAAUCAGCAGUUGAAACAAUAACAAAGCGUUUCCCAGCCACUGUUUCAGUAAAAAGCUGGGGGAUGGGGCUGGAGAAAUGUAACCACUCUAAAAUUAAUAGACAGAGCUAUGGAUGCCAAGACUGACCAUCCAUGAUAUCAAAAUUGUAGUUUUAAUGUUUUGAGGCUUUAUAGUGUUUACAUUUACAUUGUUUACAAACAUUGGAGUAAAAACAAGUUUAUUUUGGGUUCUGAUGGGGAACAACAGUUGAACUAAGCUCAUGAGGCAUUUACUUUAUAAGUUAUAUUCUUCAAGAAUCAAUGGGUACAUAUCAUUAAUUUAUAACUCCAGAAAUGGAUGUAGCAACUUCUGAUCGCCCGUUUAAACCCCCUUAGCCUUCACAUCAGUCCAUCAGACAGCAUGCCUUCUUAUGCAAGUUUGUUUUAUACAAAUGUUUGUCAAACUUUUUUCUAAUGCUUUUUAUGUGAAAUUAGUCACUUCUUUUUCCAUUCUGGCAACACGAUGCCAUAACUAUAGUAUACAGUAGAUGGACAUCUCAGUAUAAGAAAAUUGAAGCUUUGCUUACAAAUAAACACCAUUUGAUGUGGCAUCUCUGGCAAUACUGUUAUAUUUACGCAAUAAGGCCCGAGGGGUUGUGGUAUAUGGUCAAUAUACCACGGCUAAGGACUGUUUUUUUACGCAUGACGCAACGCAGAGUGCCUGGAUACAGCCCUUAGCCGUGGUAUAUUGGCCAUAAACCAUAAACCCCUGAGGUGCCUUAUUGCUAUUAAAAAUGGUUACCAACGUAAUUAGAACAGUAAAAAAAUAAAUGUUUUGUCAUACCCGUGGCAUACAGUCUGAUAUACCACGGCUUUCAGACAAUCAGCAUUCAGGACUCACACAACCCGGUUUAGAAUUGGAAUUAUCUAAUGGCAGAGGAUUUUAACGCCAUGAACUGUGACGUUUCUGUACAAUUGGACCAUUAUUUGUAUUCAGUUUCUGCCUUCGCUAAUGCACCAUGCCUAAUGUUAUUGUUACUUUGGGACAGUGAGUGCAAAAUUAAGUGCAUUGUCCUGUACAUUUUUUUAAAUAAAAAAUAAUAAUUUAAAGUACUGAGCUCUAAAACCAAUAUACCAAAAGAAUAUAGCAAAUGUGCAUUUAUAUUUGGAAGUCUUUAUGCAUUUUAAUAAAUAUCAGCCUCAAAAACUGUUAAUUUCUGCUUCAGUACUGUGUGUAAGUUCACAGAUGUGAAGGAAAAAGCAUCCGAGACUCACUCAGGUGUAUGUUAUUGGGCUAGAGGGUUUUACAGUGAAAGUAGUAUAUUUUAUGCAUUACAAUGGCAUUUCCAGUUCAUUCCAGAGUGAAUCUAGAGUAGCUCACUUAUACAUUCUCACCAGUGCAUUAUAUUCUGUCAAUGGCUUUUUAAUAUAGUCUGGAUUUUUUGUUAUUAUGCUAUACCAAGUCAUGAUUGUGGCCUUCUAGUAUUGUUGAUGCAUUUCAUCAUCUAUAAUACUCAUAAUUCAUAUAUGUUGUGACUUCCCUUUUGUUGACACCUUGAGCGUCUUACCUCAUCCACUGUAAAUUCAAUUGGAGGAGUUUCUUCUUUAAGAGUGCAAAAAAGUAUCAUUAAAAAUCAAAAUAAACUACAUUUGGUGAAAGAUGAUGCAUUGUAGCGAUACGAAUUAAAGGUUCACCUGGUGUGCUGAAUUGUGUAAAUUGUUAAUUACACAACUGAAUAUUUGUAAAAUGUUUGUAUAUUUCAUAAUUUUAAAAGGAGUGUUUAUUUUUUGACUUCUCUUCUGUUACAGAUCUGUCUUUUGUUUGUUUGCCUGACAUUGUGAGUGAUCCGGUGUGUUUCUUACCUCCUGUAUUGAGCCUCUUCUGUGAUUUUAAUUAUUUGUAUGCAGUGUUUAGAAAUACUGUUGGGAAUAUGGGAAGCAGUUGAUAUUAGGAGCAUUUGAUCAAUUUGUAUUUAUUUAUUUUAUCAUUUUGUUAAUAAAUAGUCAAAAGCAACCUGCCUUGUCAUUUGAAGUGUGUUUAGGUUGGUGGGAGGGGGAGUAGUCAAUAUCAUAUUUUCUUCAGAAUUGCAUUUCUAUUUUGUUCUAUAAUUUAACUAUUUAGUUUAACUAAUUAGUUGUAUUGAACUUUAAUUUACUUUCACGCUUAAAUUAUGCAAUUGUCCAUGAGAACUGAUGAGGUCUGUUUUGAUUGUGUACCUUUUUCCAAUUAUUUCAGCCAUAAAUUGAUUUCAUCAAUAUUUUUUGAGGACAUAAUUGAGGACAGUUUCUCACUCUACCCUGCCUUAAUUUAAAACUUAAUUUACUUUUUGCGUGGAAUAAUUCCAUAGGUUAGUUUCUGAGCAUUCUGUCUCCAGGUUGUUUCUCUCGCGCCCACACAGCACCUCUUAGUAAUGCGCGUUGCACAGAAGGUGAAAAAUUGUUCACUCAUAUGUUUUUGUACUGCGUCUUUCAUCUCUGAACUCAAGUAGCUUUCUUCCGUUUUCCAUGUCAUUUCCUGUAAUAAAAAGAUGGUGGUCAAAGCCGAGAGAAUCGGCUGACUCAUAACAAUUAUUUCAAAUAGAUAAACUUUGCAUUGCCGUGGACUAGUGAAAUCAAAGAGUGGCUGUGCGUCAACGACGGGGAUCACAGAGUCUUGAGUGGGGGACGGUAGAUAAAGUGCUCAUCGCAGACCCUCCGAAGCCCUGCAGAUUCUAUAGAAGGUGAGUCUUAUUAUUAGCCAAUGUGGCCAAUGAAAAUGGCUUCCGAAAGCGUUAGGCAAAUUGCCAAAUGCCUGCAAUCGGGAAUCCAGGAAAUAUCUGGAAAUAGCGCAGCGCAGCGCACGACAUAGUAUGACUAUCACAGUAUGAUUACGCUGCUGUGCUUUUCGUUGUUAUUGUGUAGGAAUAGAAAACUUCGGCGAUCAAUGUACAUUUGUUUUUUAAGUAUCAUUAUUUGUAGACCCGUCUACUGACAAAGCUUGAGCCCCCUUUGAGAGCGGCAGUUUUGAUGACCAAUCAGCACUGUCGAUUCGCUGCCGCAAUAUUUUGGAAUUCGGGAUUUGUGGUUUCUCGCGGUCACUUCGAACGUUUGAUCUCCAAAGAUUGCUCCUUGGUUACAUUGUAACAUCUCCGAAUGCAAACCCUGCAUGAGACGUUAUAACGUAAACACAUGCUUGGUCUAUAAUUAUUAUUGCCUUUUGUGAGUGCAGCCUGCCUUAUGUAAAACUUUGAAAAUAACUUUUUUUGGGGGACAGAAUUAGCAGAGACUUUUUUGUGAAAAUAGUCAACAAGAUAUUUUCAUUAUUUUCAAAGGUGCCCUUUCUAUCUGUAACUGGUCAUAAUAACAGCCUACUUUGAGUUGAAAGCAGUGUUGUAGAUCACCUUGUUUUUCCGUGUUAUUUGCAGAUUAAUGAUGUGGGACUGAACUUGCACUCAGUAGGCCCACCCCCCUCCUUCCCUCCACAAUGGCAGCAUCAUCUGCCUAUCAAACCGAGCCUUCCUCAGAAGCCAGGCCCAACAGCAGCGCCAGGUAG
Coregonus sp. 'balchen' is the source of this 49265-nucleotide messenger RNA. Lineage: Eukaryota; Metazoa; Chordata; Actinopteri; Salmoniformes; Salmonidae. The record is from the annotation of a GenBank genome assembly.